GCGCGAGGCGGCAGCCGCGGCGGGAGGGCAGGAGGGCGGCGGGGCGGACGGGCUCCUUCCCCGCCAGAGCGAGGGCAGCCGCGGCUCGCAGUAGCAGCAGCAGCAGGGGAAGGGGCAAGGUAAGCGGGCCCCCACCCACCCAUUCAUGCUAGGUUUCUGAGCGCUGUGCAUUUAGGGCUGCGGGAGGCAGGGAGUCUUCCUCUGGAGAAAGGCACUCUGUGCAUGCUCAGAGGCCCUCUUUCUACUGCCCGGUUUCUGCGUGCUCCAGAGCUAUUGACUAUCUGGAGGAAGCCUCUCUAGCUAUGCUCAUAACCGUAGGGGUCAAGACCCCUGGAGAGAGCCCUCUGUGUAUGUUCAGAGGCACACUUCCUUCCUCCUUUUGCCACACAGCUCCAGGGCAGAGUGCUGAGAGAGCCUGGAGAAAGCUGUUCUGUGCAUGCUCAGAGGCAUUUUCUCUGCUUCUCCUUCCCCAAGGCGGAGUACCAACAGAGGCUGGAGAAAGCCUUUCUGCAUAUGCUCAGAGGCGCCCUUCCUUUCCCACAUGCUCUGGGCAGAGUAGUGAGAUCCUGCAAGAAAAGCCCCUCUAGGUAUGCUCAGAGGCACUUCCCCUCUGCCUCACAUUCCCACACGUGCACCUUGGCGGCAUACUGAGAGAGGAUGGACAAAGCUGUUCGGUGCAUGCUCAGAGGCUGUUUUUUUUAUCUCUUCCUUUCCCACUUGCUCCAGGGUUGAGUAUGGAGAAAGUUUGGGGGGGGAAAGGCCCCUCUGCAUAUGCUCAGAGGAACCAUUCCACCCUUUCCCACAUUUUCCAUGGCAGACCGUUGAGAGCAGGGAGGGUCCAUCUGUGGCACUCUACAUAAUGCUAGUAUCAGUUGCUGGGAAUCAUAGAAUCAGAGUUGGAGAGUUGGCAGGAUACCUGAAUGUCAUCUAGUCAAACCCCGUGAAAUGCAGGGAUCUCAACACGCAGUCUCCCAUCCAGUUGGAAACCAUACAGGACCCUGCUUAGCUUUGCAAAUGUGCUAGCAGUUUUGUUGCGGCGGAGUGCUGUUCCCUUCUCAUCCUGCUUCAGGCCUCUAGUCAGCCACUGUGAGAACAGGAUACUGGACUGGCAGGGCUAUUGACACGAUCCAGCAGGUUCAUUUUAUGUUCUUACAUUGGAUUCCAGCUCCCUUAAUCAGCGACCAUUAGCCAUCUGGGGCUGGUGGGAGUUGUAGUUUAACAUUUGGAAAGUCAUAGGUUUGCCUCACUGACUGAGUCUGAACUGAGGAAUCCCCUCUGUAUAUGCUCAGAAGCACAUUCCCCCUGGAGUCCUACAUACUCCAGGACAAGGUAUGCCCCUCGAUGUUCACAGACAGCUGCCUUGUACCAAGUCAAACGAUGGGUCCAUCUAGCAUAGUAUGGUCUACUGGGAACUGCUCUCAAGGGUUUCAAACAGGGUUCCUGCCCCCAUCCCUGGAGAGAGCAGAAAUUGAACCCAGGACCUUCUUCAUUUAACACGCUCCAUUGAGCUUUGGCUCUUCUGACUCGCUAGGUAGCCUUAGACUAAGCUGUUUUCUCUGUCAGCCUCCACCCCCCCACCCCCGUUUGCACUAUAAAUGCUAAUUAUUGUCACAUCAGUAUACCCCAGUGACAUGCUGCUUGGCAGCUCAAUUCUGCGUCUGUUUAACUCAGAACAUGAAUAGGUUCCCGCGGUUUCUACAGGACAUAUUUCCAGUUAAAGAGUACAGUGGUACCUCAGGUUACAUACGCUUCAGGUUACAGACUCCGCUAACCCAGAAAUAGUGCUUCAGGUUAAGAACUUUGCUUCAGGAUGAGAACAGAAAUCGGGCUCCGGUGGCGCAGCGGCAGCAGGAGGCCCCAUUAGCUAAAGUGGUGCUUCAGGUUAAGAACAGUUUCAGGUUAAGUACGGACCUCUGGAACGAAUAAAGUACUUAACCUGAAGUACCACUGUAUACGUAAAACUGCAGCCUCCCAAAAGCCAUCUCACAAAGCCUGCCUUGGUUGUUGAACACCUUGGUACUCGUACAUUUUGGCUCCUGAAGUGAGUGUUCCGCUUUUCGAACUUUUUUUGGAAGCCAAACGUCUGACGGGGCUUCCGCGGCUUCCGGUUGGCUGCAGGAGCUUUGGUUUCCGAACGUUUUGGAAGUCGAACAGACUUCCGGAAUGGAUUCUGUUCGACUUCCAAGGUACGACCGUAUAGCUUUUGCUAAUGAAAUCACCAGAUUAGAGGAUUCCAAAAGACUAUCAGAGACUCGCACAGAUCUCUUGAGGGGAUCCUUUUUUCACCGUUUGAAAACAGGCAAUCGUGGAUGCUUUCAUUGAGAUUCCUGGGUGCGCUUCCACCUCUAAGAUUCUAUGAUGCCACAUAGUGACUAGCUCAUUCUGCAAAGCGGUGAGAAUUUUAUCUCUCCCUGCUUUACCUGACCCGUCAGUUUCUGAUCAGGCACAAAUCCACCACUGGGCUGGAUGUUUUAUUUAUUUAAUGAAGUUAUGCCCCACCCUUUAGUGUCAAGAUAUUUCCAAAGCAGAUUAAUAGUCCCAUCAGUUGAAGACCACAUAUUACGUGCACAUUGAUGUUAGCUUAACAGUUAAGCCACAGCAAACAGCCCUAUUCCCACCCCUCUGGCCUGGCAUGUUUGCACUUGGAACCAUAGAACUAUAGAGUUGGAACAAACCAUGAGCGUCAUCUAGUCCCCCAAUGUAGGAAUUUUUUGUUUGACACGGGACUCAAACUCACAACCCUGAGAGUAAGACUCUUGUACUCUGUUACUGCUGUUUCUCAGGUCUCUCCUUUUAACUAUGAGUCUUCUAUGUAAAUGAAUAAUUAAGGGGGAAAACAUUAACCCACCUGCCCCCAAAAUGUUCUUAAUAGAUUGGAGAAAUGCUAAAAUGGAGAAGAAAAUAGAAGCACUUCAGGAACAAAUGAUGACUAGGUAGGUUGACGCAUAAUAAUUUCCUGGUCGUUCCUGAUUUAUCUUAUCUUAUUUACACCUGUAUGCUAAAUAUGAUGUAGAACUUAAAACCUUACACUUCAAGAUUUCAAAGUUCUGUGGUCUUUUGAUUCUUCAUUACUGCUUAUCUCAUAAAGAAACACCAGGCCUAGACUGCUCAGGCAGCAACUAUAUUGAACAGGAAUGGCCACCUUGUUUGUUUGUUUACAAAAAUAUUUAUAUACCACUAUGUCAUUUAAAAAAAUCAAAGCUAUUUAUAACAAUAAAACAGUACCAAGAAAACCAUAUUAAAAAGUUAAAAACAGACAUCACUUAAUCAUUUGUGGUAAAACAUAAUAAACCUGUUCUUAGCCAUACCAUGACGCUUGACACUGAUGAGUUAACGAUUUCGUUUAUUAGGCAAACCAUGAAGCGGUAGUGCAACUUACUGCUUUUAAUGAAGAGUGCACCCCUAAUUGACCUACAUUUCUUAUUGAAAUUACUUUUCAGGCCUGGUCAAAGCAGUAGAGGUGUCUUUUGUUUAAAACCUUUAGCAUGCAUAACCUUUCCAAUUAGAAAAUGUUACGAUCUGGAAACUGCACUGUAAAACUCACCCCUGACGAAAGACUAUUGUUGGGAAAGCUUUUUUAAAAUCAUUACCUAAUUAGAGUAGUUCGGAACCCUUAUGUAAACAGAAUAGGAUUACUGUAUCAUGAAGAGGACACUUUUUAAAAGUAAAAAUAAAAAAAUUCUGCAGAAGUGAUGUCAUCAACCUGCUUGAGAUUUCUUUGGGCUCAGCUAUACACAAUUAAGAUGUUUUAAGUGUGUUGUAAAGUACAUUAUACAAACAUGACACUAGAUGGCGAUGGUGACCUAUGGCAAAUUCAAUAUAUUUUUUCAAAACUUUUUUGUAAAAAAACAUUUUCACAACGUUUUUUAUAUGUGUCUAUAUUCCACCUUUGUCUUUUUGACAUUUUGAUUGCAAUGUUUAUCAGCAGCACGGCAUGAAGCUAUGCGUGUUGAUUUAGCCCUGCUGAGACUUACUCUGAUGUAAGUGUUCGUGGGAUUGCAGUUUUAAAGUGAUUCAAUACAAUUAAUUUCCCAGAGUCAAAGAUUGGGCUGGUUAUUUGCAAAUCAGCAUGUGAAAACAUCGUUUCUUACCUUUGCAGUUCCUGAUCAUUCAAAACUCAUUCUCUCUCUCAAUCUAGGGCAAUGGUUGGAGGAGGGCGGUUAGAUGAGGAGGGUGGGGAGUUUGUCGGGGAGGAAGCAGAGGUGGCAAAAAAGUGAUGUUUUAGGGGAACCAAAGAUACUUUCUUGCCCAAGUGCCCACAAAAACCUGGAGCAAACUAGUCACUUUGGUGGGGAAAUUAACAAACCAUCUAAUCAUCUUUGUUCAAAGGAACAAAUAUAAAGAUUCUUUUCUGGCAUAGUAGCACUGUUUCAUUGUUCAUGCAAGUGAAGAUUAAAUGCAAAUAUGCCUGUCGGCAGCACACCAAACUUUCUGUCUGCUAUGAACAUCACAGACUUGACUGUCGAUACUUCCUCUCUCUCUCUUUUCAUUUGGUUUUCUGUUUGCAUUUUCAAAAACAGGAACAGAGAGCAUCUUUAACCCCCUUCCUUCCCCCUCCCCCUGUCCUACCUACAACUUGGUACCAAAUACAGCAUGUAUACAUAUACCAUAUGACUUCACUUCCACCCUUUUCCUGGUUCCUUUGCUUUUCUACUACUCCGGGUAAUCCACAUCUUUUUAAUCAUUCAAUUUGUUGUCUAUUAAAAGCUCUUUUAUCUAUUUCAACUCUGCUGGAUUUACUCGAGACCUGCUAAGCUGUGUAUUUGUUUAUACUGGUUCUUAAAAUAUUCAAUAAACAUCCAUUCCUCCUUAUAUUCCUUAUCUUCAUUUUCACUUAUCUUGUUCGUCAGACCAGCCAGUUCAGCAUAUUCGAACAUUUUACACUGCCAUUCUUCCUUAGUGGGUACUAUACUUGUUCUCCACCUUUGUGCCAGUAAGGUUCUAGCUGCUGCGGUGGCAUAUAAUCAUAAACCCUUUUGUGUGUGUGUGUGUUUUUUUGGGGGGUUACAUUGUUACCAUCCCCAAGAGGAAGUUUCCCCCUCCCUUAAAAAAAGAUUUCGAAACCAAAAAAAAUACAAACAUCAAAUUCAAAAUCCAUAUUCAUUUCCUAACAUAAGCCUAUUACAUAGAUUACCUAAAUUAAAAUAUAUCUAAUUGCUCUAGGCUGAGGAAAAUCUCAGGGGGGUUUUGGGAAAGUUUUUUUUAAGUAUCCUUUUUAAUUCAUUAUAUAUAGUUUCCCAAAUUUCCUUAAUUAUUUUACAGGGCCACCACGUGUGAAGAAAGAUCCCUCAUUUUCAUCACACUUCCAACAUACACCUUUUUCUUUGAAUGUCGAUAUUUCCUGAUGGCUUACGCUGACAGAUUAGUGUCUUUGGUUGGUUGGUUUGGUUUGGUUUGUUUGUUUGUUUGUUUUUAGCAACUCUCCAGGUCUCAUGCAGAGAUCUUUCACAUCACCUGCUACCAGAUAUCUUUUAAACUGUAGAUGCCUGGUUACCAGACGUCCCCGUUUCCCGGGGACAGUCCCCGGAUUUACAAAUCUGUCCCCGGACAAAAUCCGUCCCCAGAAUGUCCCCGGAUUUCAUUUAAUGUCCCCGGAUUUAUAUUUUAAAUGUUGUAUAUUUAUUAGUAGGGAAUGAAUGUUCCGUGAUUGGUUCAACGGCACAAGACACAUCAUAUGGGGACUUCCGGCAAGGCAAAAUGGCAGGCGCCAAGGCAGCGGGCAGCUCCUGAAGCCAGCCAGAGCCAGCUGCGCCACCAGGCUGGCUGCUGAGACUGCCACUGCCAAGGGGGAACCAGGGACACCCGGUGCAUCAACUGGGGGAACCGCUGACACACACACACCCCGCGACCCAAAUUGAGCCGGGAGCAAGAGCGCUCUGUCACCUGGCCGACUGCCCAGCGGCGCUCUGGGGCCAGUAAAAACCCCGGAACCGACGCAGGGAGAAGGAGGAGAGGAGAAGGAAGAGAGAGAAAGAGGAAGGAGAAAAAAGAGAGGACCCCCGACCUUGCCGCGCCACUGCUGCUGAGGAGGAGAGGUAGGAGAGCACCGGGAGGGCAAGGACAUGUGGCCGAGCCCAGGCCCAACCCAAGCCUACUCCACAGCAGCUAGCGCUCCAAGAGAGCAGGCUGGGGCCCGGAGGAAAGCCAUGCGACAGAGGAGACUACAGAAGGGAAGAGAUUACUUCUUAUUUUUUUUAAAAAAAUAAUUUUUUGAAAUAACUUUUUCUCUUUAAAAAAAAAAAGUGUCCCUGGAUUCUUUGAAAAAAAUCUGGUAACUAUAAUUUGGUACCUUUCAGAGAAGGCUAGGCAUAUACUUUCCCUACAUUGCCUCCUCUCGUUUCACUGGACCACUCCCUCUUAAUGCUCUCCUUCCCUGGCCUAUCCAGCCUCAGUUCACCUGCCUACUGCAUCCUCCCUCCCUAAGCCUCUCCUCCUGUCACUACUUUCCCUGUGGCUCUUCUGCCCGCCCUGCUCCUAUUCCUUUGUACAACCUGAGCAGCUCAACCAGUAAGAACACCCAGACCCCUUUCUGCCCCUCUUGCCCCUCUUUAACCUUAAGGCAGCUUAGUUCAAUCACUGCCAGAGGCUUCAGCAUCACAACAAAGGGCAAAGCUGCCCAUCCCUUCCUAACCUGUUGCCACUUGCAAGAACCCAUUGCUCACAUAUAAAAGCUAAAGGAAUACGGGUGAAAAGGCAGGAAUUAUGUCAGUGAUAUGGCAAUUUCCUGCAGCAAUCCACGGCCACCUUCAUUCCUGGCCUCUGGAGCAGUUUCCUUUGUGAGAAAGCUACUCCACAGGGGUAUGAAAGCAACUGUAGGUUCGACAGCAUAGUUUUAGCAAAUUGCAUGUUCUCCUAGCAGGGCUGCUUCUUCUUUCCCCUCUUUCCUAGCAUACUCAACUGCUUUAAUUCAUUCCAUUUUGUGCUGUCACAUUUCCACAGCAGGUCUUGUCCGCACACAGCUUGCUGUCUGACCCGGUGAGCAAACAGAGCCCCGCUGUGACUGUUGAAAGCACAGUUCAGGAUCCCUGACAGAGAGGAUGCCAAGGAGAUUUGGCACUGGGGCCUGCAGCCCUGUUUAACUCUGCUCUUAAUUGCAGCGUUCCCAGGCAGAUGAUGUGAGGGCUGUUGAUCUGGAGGCCCCAUCAAAACACAAGGCGGGUUGCAGGCAGGUUGAGAGAGGUGAAUCUGGUCAGGCAAAAGGACCAGCACUUGGGCACAUGCAAGCUGACAUGUGUCUCUUUUCUAAAGACAAUUUUUGGGGGGACACAUCUGGAGCGUUUACAGGGCCGGAUAAAACCUUGUUCACCAUAUGGCAUCUAAUAACCACUUAAUAGGCAUUUCCUUUCUAUCCACUGUAGGGGUGGCAGAGAAGUUCCACAUAUACCAGUGGCACACAGUCAGUGGACUAGGGGGACUAAGCAAGUUCCUUAAAUAGGGGUAAAUUAGAGUAAAUUAAUGUAUUAAAGUCUGGUGCCUCCUUCCCAAAGCCUGGGGAGCUUCUGCCUGGCUUAGGGAGGGAGGUGUGAUGCUCCAAAGGGGUCCAGGUGCCUUCCCAAAUACCACCUGGCUUUAGGAAAGAGGCAGCCAGGCUCCAGCAUCCUAUCAGUGAAGACCUUACUUGGAAAAUAUAUACAACCCAAGUGGUUAAGAAAGCCCAACAGAGACUCCAUCUCCUCAGAGUAUUGCGGAAGAACUAUGUCAAUCAACAUUUGAUGAUCUCCUUCUACCGGUCAACAAUAGAAAGUGUCCUUUCAUACUGCAUCACGGUGUGGUACGCUGGUUUGACAUCAUCUGAUAGGAAGUGCCUACAGAGGGUGGCGAAUACAGCACAAGAUAUUAUGGGCUGUCCUGUGAAUCCGCUGGAUGAAAUAGCAGAAGAACGUUGCCUCAGGAGAGUGAGGAGAAUUCUCAGGGAUGAUUCACACCCUGGCCAGCACUUUCUUGAUCUCCCUGCCCUCAGGCAGAAGAUAUAGAAGCAUGAUUAGUUGCACCUACAGGGUAAAGAACAGCUUCUAUCCGUGGGCUGUUAGGCUGCUGAAUGAAAAGAUAACAACAGGGCAACUGACUUUUGGGUUUGGUGGGCGUGCGUCAGUAAACGAGGGGAAUUAAGACUAAGAGAGCUGAAUGGGGGGUGCGCGAGUAAUCUCACUGUAUACAAGUUGUACAAGUGACAAUAAAGUAUUUCAAUUUCAAUUUAUUUCAGUUUCAAUCAGAGCCCUGGCACCUCCUUCCCAAACCCCAGGGAGCUUAUGUCCAGUUUAGAGAGGGAGGCAAAAUGCUCACAUAUCAAUCCAAUCGCCCUCACAAGCCGGCCCUCUGGCCCUAACUGUUCCCUUACAAAAAAAAUUUGCUGCACUCCUCUGACAUAUUCCCUCUUCUGCCAAGCUGUCUUGGUAAUGCCAGCAAGAAGAAUGGAGCGAAAGGAGUCUGUAGCCCAACCAGUGUGUGGUGGGACAGGGUGUUUUUUUGAUAGGGCCAUGACUCACAUGGGCAGGUUCAUUUUUGAGCUGCUGCUCUUUAUGUUUCUCACCAGGUGGGUAGCUAGGACGAGGCACUGUAAUACAUUGCGUUUGCACCACGAUAGCAAGUGUUGAUGUAAAUGAUAGGCCACAGUUAGAGCAAGCCAGGAUUCAUAAAACAACUUCAAAUCUAAGAUCCUGGUUUUACAGCCUCCAACAAACCAUAGCUUGUGAGAGGGCCUAGGUUCCGAUAUACAACCAAACCAUAGGGUGAUAUUCAACUUAAAUUUUACUUAGAGUAGGUCUGUUGAAAUGAAUUCACCUAUCUUAGGCGUGUUCAUUAAUUUUAAGGGGUUUUACUAGGAGUAAAAUUUAGUAGGAUAUCCAUUGGUAGUUCAGCUAAACAAAUGACAGUUUAGUGUUACAUCCAAACUGGACCAAGGAAACAUUGACUAAGGAAAAAAACACAUUAAAAUAAGCCAUUCGGUAAAACCAUUAAAAUAAGCCAUUCAGUUAUUCUCAAGUCGAAUAUGAGCUCACUGGAGGGAAAAAAUAGCCUGAAGAAUAAUAUUUCAAUCUGUUCUAUGCAGUACAUUUAAAAAGACCUCUUUUGUUGUUGUUUUUAGAUCCGUCCCUUGCAAUGUUGAGCUUCAAGAAUUAAUGCAUCAGAUUGAUAUCAUGGUAAACAACAAGAAACGAGAAUGGGAAAAGAAAUUGCAGGCUUUAGAAGCACGAAUGACUGUCCGGGAUCAAGAAUUGGCAAGUGCCCAAAGCAGGUUGGAUCAGAAAGGUCUAGAGGUAUGGGACGCCUUCUGUUUUGUGAAUGAAGCAUUGACCUGGAGGUACUACUUAAUUGUUCACUUUAUUAACAUACAUGCACUUAUCAACAGCUCUAAUCCUGUACCCAGCCAUGAACAUUUGAGUACACAUAAUUCUCCCCACCCCCAUCCCAGACCCUCUGUGAAUGGUGAGAUCAGAAUUGAGUUUCUAACUCUUUUGCACUGUCUUGGGUAUAUGUGUAGAAUGUAAUGGCUCGGCUGGGAUAUACGACACUGGUUUGAAGCUGGGAAUUCCCUAACUUGCAAAAUCCAAUCCAUAUCUGAAAGAGUAAUAUGCCUGAGAUCUGUUCACUGCAUAUAGAUUUAGCUGAGAGGAAUUAGGUGUCUACAGAUGUAACAUACAUGUGUUUGUAUUAUGUAUUAUAUGUCAGUUCCCAACAUUUUGCCACUCUGGUAUGACCAGGAACCCAGGAUGGGGUGACGCAACUGGCUGUUGUGGUGAGGGCAAAAGUUGCCCUCUAUCCUGACUCGGAUGGUCUAGUCCUUGCAGACUAGAAUCCUGCCAGGGAGUGCAGUGUGUCUAUUUGCAAAGUGCACCAAGAUCAAUUGAAACCCUGGCAGCAGUGCUUUUUGCGGGGUGGUACUCACUGGCAUAGGGAACGCGGGUGGCGCUGUGGGCUAAACCACAGAGCCUAGGACUUGCCGAUCAGAAGGUCGGCGGUUCGAAUCCCCGCGACAGGGUGAGCUCCUGUUGCUCGGUCCCUGCUCCUGCCAACCUAGCAGUUCGAAAGCACGUCAAAGUGCAAGUAGAUAAAUAGGUACCGCUCCGGCGGGAAGGUAAACGGCGUUUCCGUGCGCUGCUCUGGUUCGCCAGAACUUAGUCAUGCUGGUCACAUGACCCAGAAGCUGUACGCCAGCUCCCUCAGCCAAUAAAGCGAGAUGAGCACCGCAACCCCAGAGUCGGCCAUGACUGGAACUAACAGUCAGGGGUCCCUUUACCUUUUUACUCACUGGCACAGAGUACCAUCGUCUCAUUAUUUUGCUGCCAGCUAGAUACCAGUACCUUAUUUUAUUUUACUUUAUUUUUUUACCAAAAAAGCAAUGGCAAUGGGUAUUUGCAACGCAUAGACAUUCCCUUUGCAGCUAUCCCACUAUGACCCACCAUCCUGGACAAGUCACCCAAUUUAUAAUAAACUGUGAAAAACUACCUACCUUGUACCUGAAAUCAAGCCGACAUCUGCCCCAGCCGUAAAGUUUUACAAAGGAGUUAAGCCCACAUUUAUAUCUAACCAUUGCAAUAAUGCAUUAAAUGUAUUGGGGUAGCUUUUUCACCAGUUUCUCCUUUCACUCACCUCGCCUUCAGAUGUAUUAAUCAGUACUCUUUUGUAUGAAACCCAGAAGGAGCAAUUGCUUCCUUUCUAAGCUUGGUUCAGAGAAAGUAAGUAUGCUGCUACACUAGGUAUUUGUUCUAGAAUUUUGUUCGUUUGCCACCCAUUGUUUGUUCUUUGUAUGGGGUGCCUAUCAAAUCGUUCUCCUGCCUUUCCCCCAUACUUAUCCCAUUUCUUUUGAGAACUCAACAUACCUGAGCAGCACCAUAUCUGCAGGUGCCCAUUGCCUUUAAAUUUCUCUUUGAAGAUGCACUCGUAUUUUCCUGGUGAUGCUCUGCAGAAAAUCCAACAUCACAUGGAAGAUCCAUUCUGUUGGCUUGGAGGGCUCCUGUCUCCUGAUCAAAAUGGAGCCAUCUCCAGCUGGGAUGUCCAUUGCUGUCCUUGCAAAUCUGCCAUCUGGGAAGGGCAUUUAAAGGCAGCAGCAGCAGAAUGUUCCAAAUUAGGAGGGGUGGCUUGUUCCUACUCCUAACAAAAUAUAUUGUUUUGAAGUGCACAGCUGUUAUGUACUGAGUUGAAUAGGAUCCAAACUGCAGCAGUCUGAUUGGUCCUAGAACAAUAGGAUCCAAAAGGCAGCAGUCUGAUUGGUCCUAGAACAAUAGGAUUCAGAAUGCAGCAGUCUGAUUGGUCCUAGAACAAUGCAGCAGUAUGAUUGGUUGGCAGGAACCACCCAAUCCUGCUCCAGAUAGAAGUGAAUCCACAACCUGAUUGGCUUACAGUAGAAUUCCAGAAUUAGCCAAUCAUGUGCAGCCCAUUGUGUAAAUAAUGUAUAUAAAGCAGAUACUGUGAGGGAACAUUCAUUCAUUCCUCCUCACCACUAUGAGCUGAAUAAAGAGCAUGAAAUCACUUUGCGACUCUGAGUAUAUUUCAACAGCUAUUACAGCAUGGCUUUUGAAUUGUGCUAUGUGUACCCAUGUGAUACCCAAGGAUUUGACAUGCACUUCAUUCAUGUCUACAUAUAUUAGCUCUAGUUCAGAACUUCCUAGGCACUCUUUAAGGCCAAACAAUUGCAUGAAUGUUUUUAUAGUAGAAGCCUCUGGAGAGGCAGGCAGGAUCAGGGCCAAUAGGAUGGAGGGGGGGAGCUUAACCCUUUCUGCUCUGACAUAGCCCUGACGAAAAUCCCCUUGCCCCAAGAUCCUGUUUUCAUUACAAGCAAAAUUAGUAGCAUUUUUAUAGUCUCAUAAAGACAAGAAAUAAAAUACAUUUACUAGAUUGUGAGAACCCUCUUAGAUUAGGAUAAUCUCAGCUGCACUCUUAUAUGGUCUCAAUCUAUCACCGUGUGCCUUUCAGACACAGACUUCAAAACCACUUAUUUUGAUUUAGUCUCUUAGGCUGAGGUCAGGCAGCUUCAGAACAUAAUGUAACGACUUGAGCUAUAAUCAAAUGCAAAAGGUUUGUAGGGGGAAAGUGAAACUUUUCAGAAGAUUCAUAGAUUUCCUUUUAUGAUCAAAUUGUCGUAAAAUUCUCGCAGUCCAACAAAAAUGGAUCAGAACAUGCAUCUGGGUAGGCUUGCCAAAACAAAAAUGUUUUUAGCACGUGAAAUGGGUAUUAUGUGGUGCCUCUAACUUGCAAUUUAUGUUAAUAGCAUGAUGUUUGUUAUUUUUAUAGCAGUGAUAUCUUUAUGCUUUUAAAAAUUCCUUUGGCUUUUGGAACUCUUUUGAUGCCCAAGAUUCAUGUCCACUUCAAUGCAGGUUGGGCUACUGAGGCAGAAACUGGACAGUUUGCAAAAGACAAAAUAUGAGAUGGCUCAGAACUAUGACACGCAGCUUCAAGCCCUGAAGAAUCAAGUAAGGAAGGGGAAAUCUCAUUCCUAUUUUACAGUUCAUAAUAUUUCAAGCUAGGUUUAGUAGAUUGCGGGCUGCUUUGUUACUAGCUCAAUGACUGCCUAUAUUGUGAUGUACUGAGUCAGGUGGCGGCUGAUCUUUCUCGCCCUGAGGGUCCAGUUCAUCCUCGCCAAACCCGCCAGGGCCCAGGGGCUGAUAAGCCUUCCCAUUCCCUCAUGUGUGCAAACACAGGAUAUACACAGAGAGAGGAUGUGUGCAUACACAUGCAUAUAGGCACACUGUCUGUGUUCUCCUGCUACUUGCACCAACCCUAGUGGAGUUUUCAACAAGUGACACAUUUAUGCAGCUUAGUGCAGCCCCCACCCCACACAAGUGUCAGGCUUAAAACUUAUAACAAAGGUGACUUUUUUUUAUUUUAAAGAAGCAGCUUUUGUUGUUGUUGCAAGAACACCUGGUAUUUGUCCCAGCCCGACCGACCGCCCCCCCCCGACUUUAUAAUGGUCAUGGGACCAUAAAAAGAUUUCUGCAGGAUCAAACCACAUGCUUAUGGGAAACCUGCAAGCAGAACAUGAAUUCAACAGCCCUCCCAAAAUUCUGAGCGAGCUCACCUUGAACAAUAAAUUUGGAUAGCCGCUGUUUGGUGUUUCAUGAACCCAGUGUCACCUUUCCCCCCACGCUGUAUCCCUUAUCCUGCCACAAUUUUCAUUUUAACCAAGUUCUUUUCUCGACGACAUUUUUCAAGUAUGUACAUCGGGGCAGCCCAACUUUUCAUACCAAAAAGAGUGCUUUGACACGAAACCCGUGGGCCGUGCACUGUCUUGCCGUGUGGGGUGGGGAGGGAGCAAGGACAGAAUUUGAGGCCCAUCUCUCAGGCCUCCCACUGCCUUCCCUAAGCUGGCUAAGCAAGGUGCCAGGCCUUGGAAAGGAGGUGCGAGGCUCCGGCAGAGUCCCAGAGCUCUCCCACCUUCUUCCCAAAGCUGGGGAAGUGCUCACUAGGCUUUGGGAAGGCGGCAGGUUCCAAUCCAGGAUCCGGUCAGAGCCCUCAUGCCUCCUUCCCAAAGCCCAGUGUCUCGCUCACCCGGCUUUGGAAAAGCAGUGCAAUGGCUGAAGGGGGCAUCAAAUGUGGAAGAGGGGCACCCAAAAAGGCCUUGAGGGCCGCAUGUGGCCCUCAGGCCAUGCAUUGGACCACCCUGACAGGCCCCAAUCACGAUAAGGGCACAUUGGCAUUUAGCACGUCUGAUUAUUGUCUGUUGAUAGAGUUGCCAUGGGGAGGGGUAUCGCUCUGGAUUGGGACCAUGGUGUGCAGGGAGUGCCCACCCAACCCCCACUCCAUGCUGUCAUCCCAGUGAAAAUCAGCUUGCCUUGAAGCUGCUAAUUAUAAACAAAGGUAAAGGAUCCAUGGAUGGCUAAGUCCAGACUAUGGGGUUGCGGCACUCAUCUCGCUUUCAGGCCCAGGGAGCCAGCAUUUAUCCACAGACAGCUUUCCGGGUCAUGUGACCAGCAUGACUAAACCGCUUCUGGCGCAACAUAACACUGUGACGGAAACCAGAGCAUGCGGAAACACCAUUUACCUUCCCACUGGGCUUCCCCCCGUCAGCCCCAAAGAGCAGGUCGAAAGGAACCUGAAGCCUGGAGAGCGAGAGGGGUUGGUGCGCACCGACCCCUCUCGCUCUCCAGGCUUCCAACGUAGCCACCUGAAGGCAGCUGAACGCACCUUGAACGGCACCUUGUUUUAGAGGGGGAAAACAAGGGGGGGAAAUUCUCCCCCUCUCUGCGCAGCGCCUCCUGCCGCUUCGCUGAAGGGGCGCUGGGCAGAGAGAGGGAGAUUUUCUUUUUCUUGUUCUCCCCCCUCUAAAACAACGUGCGUCCUAUGGUCCGGUGCGUCCUAUAGAGCGAAAAAUACGGUAGUUAACCCCGCUGUCUAACUCUGAAGAACCAUUAAAGCACCAACACAAGAUGGCGCUACACUGAUGCAAAACACUUCCUACAAAACCAGGCAAGAAAUCCGUGUACAUCAGAGCUUUCCAAACUUAUUAUGUUGGGCACACGCUUUUUAGACAUGCAUUGUUUUGCGACACAGUAAAUCAGUUUUACUAGCAAGCCACAGGUUAAACUAGCCCCUUUCCAGCUCUGGGAGGAGCAGGGGGAGCGUUCACACAACACACCUACACACUGCAGCCGAUGCACUAACGUGUCAUGACGCAGAUUUUGGGAAGCUCUACUCUACAUGGUAGUAUGAAACAAAUAUCCAGGCAAUCUGUGUUUAAAAGUGCAGUUAAUUAACAUCACAGGUUGUAUGAAAGCACUGGCUUGUUCACCCUUAACUGUUUAGUUGUAAUAGCUGGUACAGGUGGCUCUCAAUUUCUGCUGGGAUUGCAUUCCUGGGAUAGCACCAUAAAGCCAAAAUCAAAUAUAAUCGAAAUGUAUUGGGUUCAAUGGGGGGUGGGAUUGCCAAAGACUUUCUUCCUGGUUGCCCCCUUCCUUUCUGCCUCCCUAUUUUCUUUAAUUUGCCAAGUGCAUAAAGCUGAAUGCGCACCAGUUAAAUGCACGUUAAGUUGCUGUACUUGAAUGCACGUAAGUUAACUGUACUUUUUUUAAUGGAAAAAAAAAAACCCCAGCAACCCAGAUUAGAUGGCUGUUUAGAUCAUUUAAGCUUAACUGCCUUUGCCAAUUACACCUCCAAAACCGAGGCAAAAAAAUAAGGCGUUUGUGACGUUCAUUCCUCUUCCAGUUUGCCAAGCUGACACAAAGCUACGAAAAGCUACAGCUGCACCAAUUAAAACAAAAAAAAGCUCACAGCUUGGAGAAAUGUACAGAAAACCAAGAAGCCCCAUUUCAGCUGAGCAGUUUGAACCAGAAAUUGGAGGUCAGUUCCUGUAUUAAAAGGAGCGUCUUUCUUCUUCUUCUUCUUCUUCUUCUUCUUCUUCUUCUUCUUCUUCUUCUUCGAUUUCCAAAAGUAUGCCUUGUGACCACAGGAUUCUUCUCAGUUGUGUCCCUCUGCACUACCACCACCUCUGUUGUGGGGGGAGGGGGGGAGACCCCUGAGGGCCAGUCUUAGCCCAUAAUAGGUUCCCAUUGGACCUACAAGGCCAUUUUCUCCCAACCAGGCCUACCUGUAUCAUCACUGGGCAAUGUCAGCAGAUGGGCAGGGCUGCCAGGUUCAAUCCUGCCAAGAGCAGGGUUGGGACUGUUCCUUGCCGCCAGGGUGGUAUUUGGGUGGAAUCUAAGAGUUGGAAGGGACCCCAAGAGUCAUCUAGUCCAACCCCCUGCAAUGCAGGAAUCUCAACUAAAGCAUCCAUGGCAGAUAACCAUCCAACCUGUGUUUAAAAACCUCCAAGGAAGGAAAGUCCACAACCUCCCGAGGGGGAGGCUAUUCCACUGUUGGAGCAGCUCUUACUGUCAGAAAGUUCUUCCUGAUGUUUCGUCGGAAUCUCCUUUAUUGUACCUCCCCCCCACCCUUUGCCCAUCUUUAAAGGUAAAGGUAAAGGGACCCCUGACCAUUAGGUCCAGUCGUGGCCGACUCUGGGGUUGCGGCGCUCAACUCGCUUUACUGGCCAAGGGAGCCGGUGUACAGCUUCUGGGUCAUGUGGCCAGCAUGACUAAGCCGCUUCUGGCGAACCAGAGCAGCACACGGAAAUGCCAUUUACCUUCCCGCCGGAGCGGUACCUAUUUAUCUACUUGCACUUUGACGUGCUUUCGAACUGCUAGGUUGGCAGGAGCAGGGACCGAGCAACGGGAGCUCACCCCGUCGCGGGGAUUCGAACCGCCGACCUUCUGAUCGGCAAGUCCUAGGCUCUGUGGUUUAACCCACAGCGCCACCCACGUCCCUUGCCCGUCUUUAGAACUGUGCAAAAAGCUGCUUAGCCCCUUUUUCUCAGGAGCAGAAGCUCAACCAAUGUACACACCACAAGGAAUAUACUUCUGCUCUCUGGGGGGAAACAACAUCAUCAUCAUUUGUCUCCAACUGUAGUUUGUCACAAGAGGCUAUAAAUACCCUGGCUAUAGGGAAUUUUUUGGUGCAUAGUGUUCUUCAGAUAUAGGGGAAUAUUUACUGGCACUAGCUACGAUUCUAAACACAUGCUUUUUGUGACCAUUUCUUACUGAAGUGGUGUGCGCAUUGCCACCUAAUUGCCAAUUUACUGCUGGCUUUUUCUCUGGAUCUGGCCUUGUCACUGUAGAACCUACAUUUUUGCCGCCAGGAAUUUACUGCCGCUUUCCCAGGGCUUCCUCCGAAAGAGAGUGCUUUUGGAACAGAGGGCAGCUACUUCAGCUGUCCUGGGCUGAAACAGCUGAGUUAGGCAGCUUUCUCCUUUGCUCAAUACAGAGUAAACACGGUAUUUUCUUCUUAGUAUGAAAGCAAAGCAAAGAAGAGCAGCAGUUGUUUAUUCCCUUCCGAAGCAGACAUGGAAAAGUAUAGAAGGGGAAGAACCUCAUGGCGGGAAUAUGCUACUGCCGUUUGAAGGCACACAUUCAUAAAUGCCCCAGGUUUCAUGGGACAUUGUCCUAGGUUGUAAAGACUGCGGAGAGAAUAAUUGGGUGCACUCUUCCCACCUUGGAUCAAAUCUAUGCUUCCAGGUGCCAUAAGAAAGCUGCAGAGAUAGUGCAGGAUAGUGCGCACCCCGGAAAUGAUCUCUUUCAGCUUCUGCCUUCUGGAAGAAGGUACAGGGUUAUAAAGACUAGGACUAGCCGCCUGUGAAACAGUUUCUAUCCAAAUGCGAUUUUGAUUUUAAACGCAGUGUAAGGAGUCUCUAUGGGAGUAUAUUGUAUUUAAAAAUGGGGUAUCAUAGUUUUUAGGGGGCUAACCAGGCUGGGAUAGCUGGGAUAGCAGGCUUGUUGGUUUUUUAAUGUCAUGUAGAUUUUUUUUCAAUUUCGUUGUUCUGUAUGGGACAACGACAAUAAAGAGUAUCGUAUCGUAACGUGAGAAUAUAAAAAGAGCCCUGCUAGAUCAGUCCAAAGGUCCAUCUUAGUCUUUUUCCAACGUUGACUAGCCAGGUGGGAUGCUUAUGAAGGCAGCAGUCCUCCUGUGUUGUUUGUCUGCCACAACUGAUGUUCACAUGAACUGAGCGUGGAGGCGCCAUGUAGCUAUGGUGGAUCAUAAUCAUUAUUUUAUUAUUUUUACCCCACCCAUCUGGCUGGGUUGCCACUCUGGGCACCUUUCAACACAUAUGAAAACACAAUUUAACACCAAACGUUAAAUACUUCCCUAAACAGGGCUGCCUUCAGAUGUCUUCUAAAAGUUGUGUAGUUCUUUAUCUCCUUGACAUCUGAUGGGAGGGCGUUCCACAGGGAGGGCGCCACCACCAAGAAGGCCCUGUGCCUGGUUCCCUGUAACCUCACUUCUCGCAGUGAGAGAGCCACCCGAAGGCCUUCGGAGCUGGACCUCAGUGUUUAGGAGGAAUUUCCUUUCUUGAAGCCAUUGAUUCAGGUCCCACCGUCCAGAGCAGUAGAAAAGCAGGCUUGGUCCAUCUUCCAUGUGACAGCCAGUUAGACUUCAGCCCUCUCCUGGCGAAUAUUUGGCAAAAUGGCCUCCCCAGUGUUGCCAUCCUAUAGAUCCAGUAUUCAUAUUGUUUAAUAUUAUUUAAAGAAGCAAUAGUGAUGUCAGGUGAUGCUGCCCUUUGAAGCCUUCCGUUGUUCCUUUGAAAUCUUGCCCUUACCUGUCCCACACCUGACAUCAGGUAUGGUAUCAGAGACGGGUGGGGCUUCCUGAAAACAGUCCUGCAGGGCAGUGGGAAGGGUGGAAGCUUCCCUUCCCUGAUUUAAAUACUAAUAAUUAUUGAUAGUUGUGAAAGUGCUUUGUACCUUGCAAGUACUAUAUAAAUAAUAGCUUAACAGUAUCUAAUGCAAUAACUUGAAGUGCUCCCGACAUUUUACUUCAAUAGCCAUGUAUAUUGUUGACCCAUUUAUGUUCUUUAUGUGCAAUGUGCUUUUCAAGUUCUCAUUUUAUACUUUUACUUCUUCCUCCCCACCAAUAUUUGUCCCCUGUUGUUAAUUGUUAUAAAUAACCAAAAUAGCUUUAUACUUGAAAUUGCAACAUACAUUAUUUUUCUGGUUGUACACAGAGAAUAUACAUAUAUAGAGAUGUGAUUCAUUUCUUUUGUGGGUUUCUCUUUUUUUUCAUUUUUCAGGAAUUUAGAGCAAAAUCAAGAGAGUGGGAUAAACAAGAAACACUGUAUCAGAACCACCUCGUUUCAUUAGAUGCUCAGCGAAAACUGCUGUCUGAGAAAUGCAAUCUCUUUCAGGUACCAUGCUGCUGUUUCUACUUUCAUAGAGAAAUUGUACCUAAAACUGUGCACGUCUGGAUAGCAAAAUCACACCGUUUUAGAAAUGGCUAUGUGGAGAUCAUUGCAAGUCAGGCUCUAAAUGUUUGAAAUGCAGUGUCAUUAAAGGAUUUUCUGACAUAAGUACACAAAACGUCUGUGUGUUGUAAGAAAAUGUAAAUGUCUUAAUCUCUGUUGUGAAAUAACUGGUGCUGGAGAUUGUUGUCUGCUCACUAGCAGUGCCAGGAGAGCCACUUAGGUGUGGGGUGGGUAUGUUUUGAGGAUAUUGCAUAUUCUUUCUGGAGCAGGUACAUUUUCACUGAUUCUACCCUCUCAAGACAGGUGACCUUGGACACCUGUGAUCAGAUCUCCUGGCUCUGGGUUUCCGUAGAUGGGCUUGUGUGUGUGUGUGCACAUGUAUUUUCUGUCUGCAGCUAAUAGCAGCUUCAGGAGUGCUACCAUUUGCUGGGACCAUUUGUGGGGUAUUUUGUUGCAAAUACCAGAGCCAAGAAAUGUUGCAGUUAAAGCAAAGGGGCUGCUGUGGAUGACGUUAUGUAUAUCCUGUAUAUACUGGCGUAUAAGACGACUUUUUAACCCCAGAAAAUCCUCUAAAAAGUCGGGGGUCGUCUUAUAUGCCGAGUAUGGGUUCGCUGGGCAACUUCGCCGGGCAGCUUCCUCCCGGCGUGGAGCCCGCCGCCCACUGCCGCUGCCCAAUGAAGCUGCUGCGUAUAAGACUGGGCAUAUAAGUCGACCCCCCAAAUUGGCAGUGGUCGUCUUAUACGCCCACUCGUCUAAUACACCGGAGUCUACGGUAUAUGCCUUGCUUUUCCACUCUUGGGCUGAAGGUUCUGUACAUUAUCAUCCCCUCCCCAUGCUUUCGUCUUUGCAAGAGCAUCCUUUUAAUUGUUUAAAAAAAAGACAAAAAACAAGAAACGAAUCUUACAGCAUUAUAACCUUCCCUGGGACCUUACAGGGGAAGGGCAGGUAAGAAAUCAAAUAAUAAAUGAAUAAUAUAAAUAUCGGCAACAACAGCCCUUUGAGGUAGGCUAUGCUAAUAUAUGUACAUAAGCAGCAGGUCUUGUAAAUAGAUCGCAGUGGGGAGCAAGCCACAUACAAUAUCUUAUUGGCAUCCCCGGCAAGGUGGACUGAUUCAGGACAAAGCAGCAACUCAUGUUCAUUCAAGGAGAUGGGGGAGUGCUUAAGAAUUAUGGGAAACGCCAGCCCGAGUCUAAGGUUACCAGAUUUUUUUUCAAUGAAUCUGGGGACUCUUUUCAACUUCCUACUAAAUAGAUGGAUUUUGUCAGGGGACUGAUUUGUGAAUCCAGGGACUGUCCCCAGGAAACAGGGACGUCUGGUAACCUUAAACCAGAGUUCUAUGUAGACUAUGAGGAUAAGAGCACCGCAUGAAAAUAACUCGUGCAGAAAUGUCCUCGGAACAGUCUAAAAUGCCUUUAAAAUUCCUAUUAUACUCGGGCUCAAUUAGCCACCCCCACCCCCAUUUUGGUUGCUCAGUGCACUCUGUAGGGUUUACUAAAUUACAGAGUAUUGGAUUAGAAGAACGAGCUUGAGAAUAAUGGACCAGGUCACUCUCAUUUUCAUAUUUUUGUCUGAUUUAAUGGACUCUGCCUUUGAUGUGGAUAAAGCAGAUGUCCAGCAUUCUCAGAGCAGCACAAUUACCAUAGUAACAUCGUUUUCCUGCCUGGCUUGUUGGGUGUCAAUCAGAGAGCCACAAGUGCAUUUCUGCCCUCAAAAAAAGGCACGUAAGAAACGCUCGGCGAAAUCAAUGGAACAUAAUCAAACAAAACAAAGGUAGCAGGUGGCGAGGGUUUUAUUUUUAUACGGCUAAAUUAUGUGCCUCUGUUGUGCAAUGGGUUUAACUACACAUAGCCAUUUAUUGUCACAUUUGUAUUGGGAUGUUCUUACUGUUUGAUAUCAGCUUUCCUAGCCUCCUCAAAACAGGCAACAGUUGCAGGUGUGGAUGUGUUCAGGGCAUGCAGGGGUGGCAGCUGGUGCCCAUUAGGGCUGGUAGGGCAGAAGGCAGGGAGACUGCCAGUAGGUGGCGAUAGAGCCAAUAGCAGGCAGGGCCAACUCAUUCCUGUUUUGUCUCCAUUCUCCUCCAUGCUGAGUCCCACAGGGGGCAACAAUGAGGCUAAGGAAGAGGAAGUGGACAGUUGGAAUGGAGGGAAGUAGACGUGGUCAGCUGGGGUUGCAAUUGGUGAGGCAAUGCCUUCUUUGCCGUAAUGGUCCAACCUCCACCGGCUGGACACGAAAGCAGCACAGUCCAUCGCGGCUUGUGCAAAUCGCCACAAACGUCGGAACCGCCAAUAGAAAAGGAUGAAGGAAAAAGAUAACGAUAAGAUGUUAAGCUAUUUUAAGCAAAGGAUUGUACGCACUAUGACGCAGCAAGAAGGGAGGAGAAGGGAAUCACUGCAGAAAACAGGAGGGGAAGUCAACUUUGUACAGUGGUAUCUGGGGUUAGAUACGCUUCAGGUUACAUACGUUUCAGGUUACAGACUCCGCUAACCCAGAAAUAGUACCUCGGGUUAAGAACUUUGCUUCAGAAUGAGAACAGAAAUCGUGCUCCAGUGGCGCGGCGGCAGCGGGAGGCCCCAUUAGCUAAAGUAGUGCUUCAGGUUAAGAACAGUUUCAGGUUAAGUACGGACCUCCAGAACGAAUGAAGUACUUAACCCGAGGUACCACUGUAAUUCGUAUUGAAUUAGCUGGAUGUAGAUUCAUUAAUUAUUUUUUUUGAAAACUAAUAACAAUUAAUUGGUUAAAAAAAAAAGUGGGAGGACAGGGAGAUUUAAAAGUGCAGGAGCUGAAGUUUUUCCCCAGCCCUGUUUUUAAUCCCUAAAACUGUGAGCAGAAACACUGCAGCUCAGUGGUAUAAGGUCCCAUUUCAGUCCCUGGCAUCUCCAGGUCGGGGUGGGAGAGGCUAUUGUCUGAAACCUUAUAGAGCCGCUGCCAGUCAGUGCAGACAGCACUGAGAUAGAUGGAGCAAUGGUCCAACUCAUCAUAAGGCAGCUUCCUAUGUAGUCCCAGGAGAAAAAUUAACCGGGGAAGGAGUGAUUGUAGGGGGCAUCACCGUGCCAUCUUUUAAAUCUCCACCCCACUCUCACUUUAUAGGGAAUUGCCUGCGACCCAUUGCAAUUGUGUAGAUCUGUCCUGUGUAACCUGCCUCCCCAUGUUCAAAUGUGUGGGGACCACUGGGGACCACAGUGGCAGCCUGGCCCAAGUCUCAGGAGCGUACAAGUCUGGUAGCGAGUCUUAUGUCAGAAACCUGCUGUCAAAAAAAUACCGUAUUUUUUGCUCUAUAAGACUCACUUUUUCCCUCCUAAAAAGUAAGGGGAAAUGUGUGUGCAUCUUAUGGAGCAAAUGCAGGCUGUGCAGCUAUCCCAGAAGCCAGAACAGCAAGAGGAAUUGCUACUUUCACUGUGCAGCGAUCCCUCUUGCUGUUCUGGCUUCUGAGAUUCAGAAUAUUUUUUUUCUUGUUUUCCUCCUCCAAAAACUAGGUGCGUCUUAUGGUCUGGUGCGUCUUAUAGAGCGAAAAAUACGGUAAUAAUUUCUCCAGUGUUGGAUUUCUGCUUCAGAGUUCUAAAUUUCUGAACAGAAGGCGACUCACAGAAUGGGAGAGGCACCUCUGUGCAAAAGAGAUGGAUUUCAUGCGGGCCGUUUUCCUUGUCUCGCCAGAAGCAAGCACAGCACUGUCAAAUCCAGACGCGGUGCCAGAAGCUAAGCCAAGACGACGCGGGUACCUGCAGCCAGUGCCAAACCGAGCACCCCGGCAUUCAGCGUGACGUCCUUGCGGAACCCACCGAAAGGAGCGAGCUCUUUAUGGAAAAACUGAAGUCGACCGUGAGCGAAAUAGCCGUGAGCAGAAACAGGCUGCAGGAGGAAAACCGAAAGCUCCAGCAGGAAGUGAAAAUGUACCAAAGGAAGUGCCAGGUAAAGAGUCAGCGGCGGUAAUAAGGACCUUCCCAGGUGUUAAGAUCAGCAGAGGGGGUGCCCUCUUGGUAGUGCCACUACCCUCAGAAGCUGGAUUGCCUGCCCCAGGAGAGGGUGUUCUCUGUGGUCAGUCCCUAAGUUGUGGAAUUCGCUCCUUACAUCCUUGCAUCCGACACCUUCACUGCACGCUUUUUGUCCUAUGCUGAAAUUACAUUAAUUUACCCUGGCCUUUGACACUUGAGAGGUAUGUUUUUAUGGUGUGUACCCUACUCUUGUGAUUGCAAUUUGUUUUAAACUGCUCUUGAUUUUAAAUUGCUGUGGCCGACCCUGGCACCGUAGGGUGAUGGACGGGAUAAUAAUAAUAACAAUAACAAUAACAAUAGUCAGUGCUUUUUUUUCUGGGGGCACGCAGGGGUCCGCAAACGCUUAAACAUUUUGUGAAUCUUUGUACUUUUGUCCAUUUACUGUAUUUAUUUAUUUGAACUAUAAAAUGGUGGUUUUCUUGAGUCAAAAUGAGAGAGUACCCCUAAACGCAUUUUUAGGGGGGGAAAGCACUGGUAAUAGUAAUAAUAAUCCAUGGUCCCAGGGUUGCUUUGGAAUGUAGAUGGAUAUGGCUGGAACAAGUCAAAAGAGGAGUCAGAAACAGGGAGGUUGGUACCUUCUCACUUGCUCCUUAUUUGCCGAUUCUGAUGCAACUAUUCCCGCUACCUUCACCGAAAGCUUACUUGUGGCGAAAAGAUAAGUUUUGAAUCUAAAAUAUACAGUGGUACCUCGGGUUACAUAUGCUUCAGGUUACAGACGCUUCAGGUUACAGACUCCGCUAACCCAGAAAUAGUACCUCGGGUUAAGAAUUUUGCUUUAGGAUGAGAACAGAAAUUGCACGGUGGCAGUGGGAGGCCCAUUAGCUAAAGUGGUACCUCAGGUUAAGAAGAGUUUCAGAUUAAGAACGGACCUCCAGAACAAAUUAAGUUCUUUUUUAUUAUUAUUAUAUUUAUUAUUUUUCCAAAAACUUAAACACUAAGAAGACAAUACAAUACAAUACAAUACAUUAAAUUAACAAAACAAAACAAAAACAAUAAAAUAAAUCAAACAAUUUCAUUAUCCCAUCUUUCAUUCACUUAUUUCCACGACCUCCUCACACCUCCCUUUUUGUAUUCCACUUCUGUUAAUUAUUUCAGCAAUUCCUUUCCAUCUUCCUCUGUUUUCUAUCCUAUAAUUAUCUUAACUCAUUCUAACCUUAUUUUUUCCUUUAAUGCUCUAUUAACCUAUCUGUACUUAAUUCCUUAUAACAUUUCUACUAAAGCCAUAUAACUUCAUUCCAACAUUUUUCUAACAUUCAUUAAUUUUACAGUAUUUCUGUAAAUAGUCUUUAAAUUUUUUCCAAUCUUCUUCCACCGACUCUUCUCCCUGGUCUCGGAUUCUGCCAGUCAUUUCCGCCAGUUCCAUAUAGUCCAUCAACUUCAUCUGCCAUUCUUCCCGGGUGGGUAAAUCUUGUGUCUUCCAAUAUUUUGCGAUGAGUAUCCUUGCUGCUGUUGUUGCAUACAGAACAAAUUAAGUUCUUAACCCAAGGUACCACUGUAUCCAGAUUUUGUAAGAAAGAUCCACGAGAAGGUGCAGACGGAAAAGUAACGGACACGUUUUCCUGUAACACCACGCCCUGCCCCCUGCAACCUCCCAAAUCUCCUAUCUCUGUCCACUCCUGGGGAGAAUAGCUUUUUGCAUUGGCCUAAAUGGUCCAGCACCUGUCUCCCCAUUGUUGCUUAAUACAGGGGUUUUCCACCAGUGUGCUGUGGCAUCCUGGGGUGUCUUGAAUGAUGGUCAGGGGUGCCGCAGGCAACACUGGCCUCUGUCCCUCUUUCCCUCCCUCCCUCCUCUGAUGCCCUCUCAUGUCUCUGCCUCCCAAAGGCUUGUACAGCUGUUUGUUGCCGCGGCCCUGGUUUACAAGCUCCCGAGGCGAAUGGUGCCUCUGGGGCUAGCCAGAAGGUGCUUCCCAGGCCCUUGUGGGGCAGUGGGAAGAGGCACCUCUCUUUGGGGCAGGGGGGGGCGGCAGCUCAGAGACCGGGUGGCAGCAGUGGCUGCCCAGAGGGACUCCCACGGGAGAGGGGAAAGGAGAGGAGGCUGAGGGAACACUUCGCAAGGGAGGGUAUUUGAAAAAGGGCAAGAGGCUGCCCGCUCUGCAGACAAGGGGUGACAGAACUGGGUUCCUGAGCCCCACAGGGGUGCCGCAGAAAGAAUGUAGUUGGCCAAGGGAGCCCUGGACUCUAAAGGUUGAAAACCUCUGGCUUAAUAGCUCUGCACUCAGCUAGCCCAGCCAGCCUGGCCCAGUUGUGCAGCUUGCAUUUCCCCUUCAGAUCCCAAAUAUUAUAUAAAUAGUACCGCUCUUUAGUUUCUAAUAUUCACUAACAGACUCUAGUACCCCAGCUAUAACCAUGUGUACUUUCCCCACCCGAGUCCACUUUGCGAAGCAGCUGCAUUUUUUAAAAGCUCAGAUAAAAUAAAAGGACCAGCAGAGGGCGAAGCAACAGCAGCUACCCAAGACACCAUAUAGUACAGAUGGCUGCGUCUAGGUAUUAUAGUAGAUGGUAGGAAUGCUUCUAAAAAUAGCUAUGCACGUCCGACUUUUCUCUCCCCAGUAUUGUCUAGUGCAAGUGUUAGAAACCUUUGGACUUGCCCCUGGCACAACCCCUCUCCAGCUUUGCUUCAUACCUUCCUUGGGUGUUUCUGUCUGGCUGGAAUGUGCCCUUGAACUCUGGGGUGCUCCUCCUCUUGGCUCUCAGUUCCACCCACCCCUCGGAAAACUGCUCUUUAACGCUCAAUUGGCGCAAACUGCAAUUCGGGUUUUCUCCAGAUAGAUAAGGCAAGAGGGAAACCUAGAAAGCAUUUGAGUAGCAGAACUACAGGUGGCUCCCGCCUAAUUAAGAAGAUGACCUUGUGAAGAUGGUACAGUCUCGCCUGGGCUCCUUGCAGCACCUGAAGGAGUUCUACCCCCUCCCUUCUUCUGCUAAUUACGUUCCAUUUUCUCUUGCAAAUAAAUGGCCCAACAGCCCCUUCAGAAUAGCCAGAAGUGGUUGCCAUUGGAGGGGAGGGUCAUUUUCACCUGUGGCCGCAAAUGAGCUUGAACUGACUUUGCUCAUAGGGUCUAUGAGCUGGGAUUGUACCUGGGAGGAAGAAGAGUUUGGAUUUGAUAUCCCGCUUUAUCACUACCCGAAGGAGUCUCAAAGCGGCUAACAUUCUUCUUUUCCCUUCCUCCCCCACAACAAACACUCUGUGAGGUGAGUGGGGCUGAGAGACUUCAGAGAAGUGUGACUAACCCAAGGUCACCCAGCAGCUGCAUGUGGAGGAGCGGGGAAGCGAACCCGGUUCACCAGAUUACGAGUCCACCUCUCUUAACCACUACACCACACUGGAGAUGAAGAAUGACCCUGGGGCUCACUUCCUUCCUCCCCCUUCUCUCACUUUGGGGCAGAAGUGAACAAGCAAGCCAAAACAUCUCACUUUUGUAUGGUCUCCCAUGAUCUUGUGAGACCGGCAUCCCUUUAAAGAGACCCCCUUUUUUCUAAUAAUGAGUAGAUUGCUUCUGUGCAACACCUCAUCUAUAUUUGAGUAGAGUUAUGAUGGAACCACUAUUGAAUUGUAGAGGACAGUGGUCCGUGAAUCAUCUCUUCAUUAAUUUCCAUAUAGGAUGCCUGUUCCAUUCAUUCAGUGUAGUUAGUUCUCUUCCGUUCCCCUUCUACCAUUUCGAAAAACGUCUCCAAAAAGCCUCUCAGCCUCUCAAGGCGCUUGUUUUCCAUAUCACAGCAGAUCAUUUUUGGAGUUGUGAGUCACCACCAUGACUAUUUCAGAAGCUUUCAAAAGUUUGGCAUUUCAGUUUGAAAUGUAGUCAAAUAAAUGGAAGCAAUAACUCCCACACUUGCACGUUCCAAUGCUGAAAUCUGCAGCCUUUCUCUUUCUCUUGUUGACGGAUGAUAUGGCUGUUGAUAUAAUUUAGUUUGUUACCGUCAUAUGGUAUAGCUUGCCUUGUGGAUAACACAGUUACCACUUACCAUAACAGUAAAACAUAUAAUUCCAAAUAUAGUGAAUGUAUUUCUGGGAGGAUUUUUUUUGUUUUUUGGAGGGGGGGGCUUCUAAAUUACAGACUUAAAUUGGUUUAAACAGCCAUUCCCUUUCCCAAGAAAAUAUUGGGCAUGUAUUUAUGUGAUGGAGGACUAGGGAUCUCUAGGAAGAAAUUCUUGCCCUCACCAGGCUGCAGUUCCCAGAGUUCUUUGGUGAAAGCCAUGGCAGCUAAACCGAUAUAAAACCUAUAUAUGUCUUGUUAAUGCAGAUACGAGAGUUGGAUGUUGAAUGUAGGGACUGAGAAGCAGUCUCUGCAUGGAACUUCCCCAAACACCAGGUUGCAAGUCUAUCUCUGCAUUGCAUUGUGCCCCCUGAUAUCCUUACAACUGGGUAGGCUAUUUUGAAGGCAUUUCUUUGUCUUUGUUCAGAAUAUUGAAGCAAGGCUCGCCCAAGUGACGAACGAACUGAAGUCACGAGAGGAUCUCUUGAAUAUGGUCGAGCUGGAGUGCCAGCAGCUGCGCAACGAAGUCGCCAAAAUGGAAGAGUAUAAAAAUAACGAAGAAAGCCGCGUGAAGUAGGUAUUUAAAAUACAGGUCUCCCCUGCAUGAAUUGGUUCUUGUUGACGUGAGAGUGAGUGCCUCUGGGUGGCGAUAGCAAACAUUACACAUGCUCAGAGCAGAGACACUGAAAUGGAUAAACCUGUCCAUUGGUUUUAUUGGAGUCAUCAGCCAGUGGUCUGACUCAAUAUAAGUUCACUGCGAAAGCCCAAAAAUAGUGACGUGCAUAGCAGUGCACACUGUUCCUAUUGUAAAUAUAGGCGCAGUACAGUCCUGCACAUGCCGUGUUGAAUUGGAUGGGCAACCACACUGAAACGAGUGGUGGUGCCCCCCCCCCAAACACAAAUGAAUGGGAAGACCAAGAUAAUUUUGUCCCCUUUUUCUCUUUGGGUUCUUACUUAAAAAAGAAACAAGCAAUUUGCUUUUAAUAAAAGACGCCUGCUUCUUGGGAGAAAAGCAAUGACAAACCUAGACAGCAUCUUAAAAAGCAGAGACAUCACCUUGCCAACAAAGGUCUGUAUAGUCAAAGCUAUGGUUUUCCCAGUAGUGAUGUAUGGAAGUGAGGGCUGGACCAUAAAGAAGGCUGAUUGCCGAAGAAUGGAUGCUUUUGAAUUAUGGUGCUGGAGGAGACUCUUGAGAGUUCCAUGGACUGCAAGAAGAUCAAACCUCUCCAUUCUUAAGGAAAUCAGCCCCAAGUGCUCACUGGAAGGACAGAUCCUGAAGCUGAGGCUCCAAUACUUUGGCCACCUCAUGCGAAGAGAAGACUCCCUGGAAAAGACCCUGAUGUUGGGAAAGAUGGAGGGCACAAGGAGAAGGGGACGACAGAGGACGAGAUGGUUGGACAGUGUUCUCGAAGCUACCAGCAUGAGUUUGACCAAACUGCGGGAGGCAGUGGAAGACAGGAGUGCCUGGCGUGCUCUGGUCCAUGGGGUCACGAAGAGUCAAACACAACUAAAUGACUAAACAACAACAACACACUUUCAAAUAUAGGAGGGAAAGCUGUCAUCAAGAGAGUCCUGAACUCUUUUUUUUUUUUUGCAGCUUGAUCGAUAGGGAUGGGCAGUUGAAUAGAUGUAUUUUGUGACACGUUUUGUUUGAUAGCAUGCCCGAUGGUGGCUCAUCGGAGGGGUCUGGCGUUAUGCAGAUAACUGGGAACCUCGAGCACUCGGCCUCGAAAUAAUUAGCUUCUGAACUGUGUUGUUUAAGGUUGCGUUUUGUGUUCACAUCAGGGCACCUGACAGUGUCUUGCCAGCACGAGCAUUUUACUACAUUUAAAGGGCAGGAGCUGAAUGCUUGGUAUUUCUCCCUCGUGGCCAAAUGCCUAGUGAGCCUAAGGUUACAAGCCAGAGCCAUUAUUGGGGAUCAGCACUGAUUGAAACCCUGUUAGAGCUCAUGACCCAGCAAGGGGCCUGCUGCCAAGAUCUGGAGAGCCUAGCUGCUGCCUGCUGCUACUGCUGCUACCCUUUGUCCUUAAUGUUGCUGCCAAUUUUCCUGCCCUCUCUGAAUAAACAACCGGCAGUGGAGCAAGGAGAAGGUGUGGGAGCCAGGUGCUUCUCUCUGCCUCUGGGCGAUGCUGCAGUUUGGGCCACCUAAGACGCGGGUGGCGCUGUGGGUUAAACGCUUGCCGAUCAGAAGGUUGGCGGUUCGAAUCCCCACGACGGGGUGAGCUCCCAUUGCUCGGUCCCAGCUCCUGCCAGCCUAGCAGUUCGAAAGCACACCAGUGCAAGUAGAUAAAUAGGUACCACUCCAGCAGAAAGGUAAAUGGCGUUUCCGUGUGCUGCUCUGGUUCGCCAGAAGCGGCUUAGUUAUGCUGGCCACAUGACCCGGAAACUGUACGCCGGCUCCCUCAGCCAAUAAAGUGAGAUGAGCGCCGCAACCCCAGAGUCGGCCACGACUGGACCUAAUGGUCAGGGGUCCCCUUUACCCCUUUACCUUUAAGAGAGAGAAAGCAAAGGAGGAGUGGCUUUUGAAAGUAGUGGGCUAUGCAGACAUGGCAAAAGGCAGACAGCAAAAUUAAGAGAUCAAAAUGAGGAACUUUUUAUAGAAGAAUGGGGAGGCCUUUCAUGGACUACUUUAAAAAAACAACAACAUGACAGCGGGCAGGAGUCGAGAGAAAAGCAGCAGACGAAAAAUGGCAAAAUAAUUGUGACAGAAGCCUUUUGUAAUAGAUUAAAAUAUAUCACAGUAGAAAAGGUUUGAGUAAAAAUGCUGUGGAGGUGAGGGUGGGCAGUAAGCUUAUGUAAUACUGUAAUUAUUUGAUUUGAAGGUUAUUGUGAAAAUAUUUGGAAAAAAAUUAUAUAUGUGUGUGUGUAUAUAUAUAUUUGACAAUUUUUUCACCCUCUCAGCACACUGCUAUUUACUAAAAACAGUUUGGGAAUGACUGUCUCAGGCAAAGAGACUUGUGUAGUAUCAUACAAACAUAAUGUAAUGUGUUUCAUAUAAUAAAACAAUAAUUUUGGGUUUGUUUGUUUUUUAAGAAGGGAAAACUGGACUUGUAAUAGCUUUCUUUCUUUCUUUCUUUCUUUCUUUCUUUCUUUCUUUCUUUCUUUCUUUCUUUCUAGACUUCAGUCAGCUUAUGCACAAUGCAUCAAGGACCUGGAAAUAAAAAAAGCUCAGAUACUUGCCUUGGAACAACAGCAGGAAAAUCAGCAGAAAGAGCUGAACCAGGUAUGUUCUGAUCUUAUUCCGUGGGUCACAAUUAAGGAAAAACUAGAUCCAGGCUGUAGAAGGACAUUGGAGCAUGAGAAAGCUGCUUUCUCGGCUAAUUGUGGGUCUCAGAUCUCUCUUCUCCAGCUUUGUACCAGUUAAUGCAAGUGUUCUAAGUGUGUUUCCAGUGUGCCGUCAGUGUUAUCAGCAUCCAGUCACUGCUGUUAAAGCUGGAAGUGGAAUAACAACUCUACUUCCAGACUUUUACACAUUUCUUUUGCCUACUGGGCAGUCCGCCUUUCCCAAACCCCGAGUGUUUUGCAGGGGUUGGGGUAAUUUUCAUUGGGAUUGUGGUGUGGGAGAGAAGCACUCCCAGUUAUGAUUACUGCCCCACUCCAUCCUUGCUGUGGUUUAAGGAAGGCAGUGCAGAAUAUAAAGGCAAUGCGGUUUGGAAAGGGAAGAGAGGGAUGCCAACCAACCAACCAACCAGAGGGAUAAAACGGACUCCUAAAGAGGUGAGAGAUGGAAUUGGCUUCAGCAGGCAAUAAUCUGCCAGAAAAGCUAUCGAACAGCUGCACAGCAGGCUGUAUGCACUUGGGGCGACUGCAUAGCUGUCACUUUGUGUGUUUUUUUAAAAAAGCAAGAAAGUUGGAUUUUCUGAGCUCUGAGAAAGGAAGGAAGCUGAACAGGUAAAAUAUGGGCAGGGUAUGUUUCAGGGAACUGCCAUCGGCUCAGGGGCGAGAGGGGAAAAGCCAGAUGGAUUACAGAGAGCCCCCAAAGAUCGUGGGAAGCAGCACAUCCUCAGCAGAGGAGAGUAACCACGCCUCCAGCGGAGAGGGCUCAGAGGAGGUGAGGCGGUGCCAGGACACCUUGCCUGAGCAAAGCAGGGAGGAGAGAGGUCCUCCGUUACCCACGCCCUCCCUGCGCAGUAGGCUUCCACGCAGAGAGGGGAAGCACAGUCUGGGCGUCAAGAAACUACUCUGCUGGGGAAGGUUUAAGGACCUCCCACUCUCAGAUUCUGCCAGUGAAUGAGCGAGCCACGGAAUAGUGGUGCUCUGCAUGUUGAAGGUUUCUUUGGCACCAAUAACAAGGCUUUACAGCCGACCAGGGAGGCAUUUGCCUGAUUGCUCUCGAGCAACCCCCUGAUACCCUUACAUUAUGUCUUGAUCAGAACAUCGCACAGGUGUAAAAAAGGGAAGUGGCCAAAGUUCGGCCAUUCUGCAGUAAAUGGAAAGUGUGGAUGCAGCCGGAAUUGGUGCUUUUCAAACUGCCUCUUCUUAGAGAAUUUUAGAGCUGGAAUAUGCAGGAAUAUGCAGUUGUCCUAUAUGGAGGUUGAACCUGCAACCUUGGUGUCAUCAGCAUCGACUGAGCUAUCCAUUCACUAGCCUUACACGCUGCAGAUAAUUUUGCAGCCUGUUAGAGGUCAUGCUGUCAAGUCCCACUGAAUGCUAACCAGGCCUGUUGGUCUCUGCCCAUGUGGAUUACAUCAUCAUAAUAAUAAUUUAUUAUUUCUACCCUGCCCAUCUGGCUGGGUUUCCCCAGCCACUCUGGGCAGCUUCCAACCGAAUAUUAAAAACAAUACAGCGUCAGACAUUAAAAACUUCCCUAAACAGGGCCGCCUUCAGUUGUCUUUUAAAAGUAAAAUAGUUGUUUAUUGCCUUGACAUCUGCUGGGAGGGCGUUCCAUAGGGGGGUGGGCGCCACUACCAAGAAGGCCCUCUGCCUGGUUCCCUGUAAUGUCACUUGUCGCAGCGAGGGAACCGCCAGAAGGCCCUCAAUGCUGGACCUCAGUCUCUGGGCUGGAUGAUGGGGUGGAGACUCUCCUUCAGGUAUACAGGACCGAGGCCGUUUAGGGCUUUAAAGGUCAGCAUCAACACUUUGAAUUGUGCUCGGAAACGUACUGGGAACCAAUGAAGAUCUUUCAGGACCGGUGUUAUAUGGUCUCGGCUGCUGCUCCCAGUCACCAGUCCAGCUGCCACAUUCUGGAUUAAUUGCAGUUUCCGAGUUACCUUCAAAGGUAGCCCCACGUAGAGCACAUUGCAGUAGUCCAAGCGGGAGAUAAUUAGAGCAUGCACCACUCUGGCAAGACAGACUGAGGGCAGGUAGGGUCUCAGCCUGCGUACCAGAUGGAGCUGGUAGACAGCUGCCCUGGACACAGAAUUAACCUGGGCCUCAAUGGACAGCUGUGAGCCCAAAAUGACUCCCAGGCUGCGCACCUGGUCCUUCAGGUGCACAGUUACCCCAUUCAGGACCAGGGAGUCCUCCACACCUGCCCACCCCCUGUCCCCCUGAAAUAUACUCAGAGUCGGUGGGGACCUUACGUUUCUGGAAGUCCCGUAGGGUGAAUGGGGCCAGCCUGAGUUUGGGACCCCCAGUAGGACACAGUUUCCUUAAGGUCCUUGCCGAGAUUAUGGAUAGAGUUGAACCCGUGUCAAGCUCCAUGCGGCAUGGGGCCCCCUCUAUCUGUACCUCUACAUAAAUUUUCUCUACGUUGGGGUGGGGCAACUGGUAUACCUGGCAGUCCGUGAGCUCCGUCGAGUUGCCUUGGUGCGUUGGGCCCCGGGACCUGGGGCUCUUGGAUUGGUCAUCUGAUGCCUGGUGUCGGGUGGGCCGAGCCCGACACACCCGGGCAAUGUGUCCCGAUUUUCUGCACUGCCUGCACUCUGCGUUGCGGAAACGGCAGGUCCUCCUCUCGUGACUCUUCCCGCAGCUUGCGCAGUUCCCUCCUUCUCGUCGAGGCAGCUGUGGUCUGUGCGCUGCUUGAGUGCGCUGCUGUACUCGGUGCACCUCCUCCCUGUCGGAUCCUGAGUCGUCGGUGAGGUCUUCGUGGUGGACCCUCGGUUGGGAUGGCAGGCUCGGCCGUGCCUCUUGCGUUGACCUCUCGGCAGCUUCCGUUGCCAGGGCCUCCUCCAGAGCGACCUGGAACGUUAGGUCCUUCUUAGCGUAGAGGCGUAGUUGCAGCUUCUCAUCCUUCAGGCCACCGACAAGGCGGUCACGAAGCAUGUUCUCCAGCUCUGAGAAGUUGCAGAACCGGGCGGCUUGGCGGAGAGAGGUCACAAACCCAGUUAUGGUUUCCCCAGGAGCUUGCCGCUUUGCGUAGAAGGCAUUUCGACGAGCCACCACUGAGGGCUGCGGCGAAAUGUGCCCCUUCAGCUGUUCCAUUAUUGUUUUGUAUGGAACAGUAGCGACGUCUUCAGGCGCAAGGAGAGCCCGGGCGAUUUCAAACGUCUCCUCUCCGCAGACGCUGAAGAAUAUCGCCCUCUUCUUGGCGUCUUCUUCAUCGGUGACCCCUUUGGCUUCUAGGAGGAAGGUGAAACGGGAGGCGUACGCUUCCCAGUCUCCAGAUGCUGGGUUGAAUGGCGAGAAGCUGCUGUUGGCUGCCAUUCUGAGUUCCUUGUGUCCCGGAGCUGAAGCCUGGAUACACGGUGCGAGGCAGCGGUGCGGCAGGUGGCGGUGCUGCGUGUGGCAGUCAGCUCAGCGGGAUCCCAUCCUCGUCGCCAGUGAAAUAUACUCAGAGUCGCAAAGUGAUUUCAUGCUCUUUAUUCAGCUCAUAGUGGUGAGGAGGAAUGAAUGAAGUCCCCUCACAGUAUCUGCUUUAUAUACAUUAUUUACACAAUGGGCUGCACAUGAUUGGCUAAUUCCGGAAUUCUACUGUAAGCCAAUCAGGUUGUGGAUUCACUUCUAUCUGGAGCAGGAUUGGGUGGUUCCUGCCAACCAAUCAUACUGCUGCAUUGUUCUAGGACCAAUCAGACUGCUGCAUUCUGAAUCCUAUUGUUCUAGGACCAAUCAGACUGCUGCAUUUUGGAUCCUAUUGUUCUAGGACCAAUCAGACUGCUGCAGUUUGGAUCCUAUUCAACUCAGUACAUAACACCCCCAAUAACAGUAUUUCUGUCUGGAGUUGUAAUCCAAACAUCUGGAGGGCACAGGUGGGCAGAAGCUGCCUGAGGAACUGGGGGGGGGGGGGGCUUUAAAAUAUUGCAGCAUUUAAGAGUGUUGAUUUCAUUUACACUAGCCUCCUAAAGCCAUCAGUUUUUAAGGCGAGAGACAUCCUUGGUUCUUAGUGACUUUGAAAUGGAUCUCCAGCGUGUCUGAAGCAUGUGCCCAGUAACCCUUAAUAUCGCCAAAGGGGCACAUUGCAUGUAAGAGUGCAAUGAAAAUCAAUGGCAAUUCAUAAGGAAACAGAAUACAACUGAACGUUGCUUGAUUGGCCCUUUUUAUAUUGGCAUCCAGAAGGGCUGUAUUGUUCUAAGAAACAGGAGGAUUUAUUGGCAUCUCGCUAUUUGUUAUUGGCAGAAAACUUAUGAAAACCCACAAGCUUCUUUAUACUCUCGGGGGAGAGCGAAGCGGUACAGGAAAUGUGACCUUCAAAGCUAAUAGCAUAGAACAACCCAUUAAAUAACACUAGUGGCAAGCUUAUUUUCUCUGAGAGUGGGGCUAUUUUAUUUUUAUUUUUUGUAACACUAUGUCAGCAUAGCCUUUAUUUAUUUUUAUCAUGUUUUCUCUUUAGUGAGCUGCUAAAAGUUAUUUCUGGUAGUACCUGGUACUUUAACUAUUGACUUUCCUUGCUUAGAGGGGGAACAGUAGACUCUGGUUACUACGUGCAACCUGCUUUUAAAGCUGACAUAAGUAGUUUCUAACCAUUUAGCCCUUUUGGAAAAUUCCUUUGCCUCUCCAGAUUCUCCUUGGAGCAAAUUUGGGGGUAGGCCCUGGGCUUCUGGGCUUGCUAUCCCAAACUCCUUCCCACUCUCUUCGCUAUAGGGAUAAGAGAAUACCUUGAAUUGCAAGGUGAAGGAUGUCCCAGUGUCUGAGUUUUCUCUGUAAAUAAGAGUGCAGAAGGGAAUCGACAUACAACUGCUUGCCUGACGCUCACUCUCCAGGGUACGAAUUGGUCAACACCACGUCCAAACAGUGUAACAUUACACUUUGUGACAUCAACAGCAUUGACGGAACAUACUCUGAGCAUUUGUUUGCUGAUGCAGAUAUCCUUCUGUUUUCGCGAAUGCCAAAAAUGGCAUUUUGCAAUUCUGCUCAGAACUGGACAGAACAGAACAAGUCGCGUUUGCUGUGUGGUGAUCACAGUAAAGUGAAGGACCAACAAGGCAAUAUAUGCAGCUUGAUAGCCCACCAACCACUUUCAUCCUAUGAAUGUUUUAAAACAGUGGUAGGCAGGGAGCAAAAUGGGGACCUCCCUGCCUCCAUUCCUCUUCGGAAUCUCCCCAGGUUGCAUCCUGCUUCAAAUUCUGAAUGUUUUUGACUGGCUGGGAUGUGUCCUUGACCUCUGAAAAUGCCUCUUGUUCAUCUGGGUGGCAGAUAAAGAGGAAUGUGUUAGAAACUAGCCUCCUCCUCCUCCUCCUUCUUCUUUGGCAAUCACUCGUAGCCGAGUAAGAUUGUCUUCCAUAAACACGGUUUUAACAAAGUGACUGUGGAGGCCAAUUCUGGACCCACACGUCCAUCCACAGUGGGGGCAUUGGUCGGAGUUGAUCACGGUGUGGAUUUGCCAAGCGUGCCUUCCUCCUAGCACAUUUCUCCCUUGCAUCCUGAGUUCGAGUGUCUUCAAAGUCCAUGACACCUUGGGUAAAGGCUGUUCUCCAACUGGAGCACUCACAGGCCAGUGUUUCCCAGUUGGCAGUGUUUAUACAACAUUUUUUUAGAUUUUCCUUGAGACAGUCUUUAAACCUCUAUUGUUGACCACCAGCAUUACGCUUUCAGAGGUUGGACUGCCGGGCACAUUAACGUUGGUGGGUAAAUUUUCUUUCACUUGACUUCCUUUCGGCAGGGGUGCCAACUUGGAUAAAAUAUUGUGGGGGCCCAGGUUAGCCCCGCCCCACAAAAUCGAUCACAUGACACAGUAUACACACACCAUUUGAAUGGGAAUGCCAGUCAACUUUGUUGGGGCCCAGCCUCCUCAAAUAUUUUAUUGUGGGGGCUGAAGCCCCCCAUGCCCACUCAGAGUUGGCUCCUAUGAUUCUUGGCAUGUAGCGUUUAAACAAGAGAGGAGGUGGAAAGUGUGAACUCUAAACUGAAACACAAAGAAGCUGGUCUGAAUCGUAAGCCUUUCUAAAUCUCUGCGCUAUCGCUCACACGGCUGGUAGGGUUGCUGUGUUGGAAACGGAGAACCCCAAAAGUUGGUGGUAUGUGAAAAAAACGAUGCUAUCUGCAAUGCCAGCGCUCAUUCUUCCCUUUUUGCUGCAGAUAAGGGACCGCCUUUAUCAGGAAGAACAGUCCCAUCGCUCUGAGGUGGAAAGAAUGAGGACGGAAAUCUCUGACCUGACAGAAGAGCUUCAUCAGAAGGAGAUUACUAUAGCAACUAUCAUGAAGAAAGCUGCUCUACUGGAAAGGCAGUUACAAACGGAGUUAGAGAUAAAAGAGAAAAUGUUAGGGAAACAACAGGUAUGCAAACAGAAUAAAAAGCAGCGCAGGUCAUUUGGUCCUUACGGAGAUUAGCACCUAUUGACGUUUAAGGAAGCGAUUGCCUCAUAGAAUAUGGGCAAGGAGUGGGGGGGGCGGGACAAGACUACAGCAGGAAAUAAGACCAUUUGACAUAACGCUAAUCUUACACUUAUCAUACAGAACCAAGCAUUCUGGGGUUUAUAUUCCUAGCAUACACAUGAAAAUCUUUCCAACGUUCCUGCUCAUAUCUCUUCCCUAUAACCUGCAGUUUCUUAGCUGUAUUUGCUGAUCUGCAUUACUUUUCUGAAUUUCUUGUUGAGAUUAUUUGGGUGUGGCACCCAUGGGCGUAGCCAGGAUUUUUGUUACAGGGGGCGGCCAAAGUUGUUGAGAUUUUUUAAAGAAAUCCAAGUUGUCAAGCUUUUCUUGGAAAAUCACGGUUAAAAAUACCCCAUAAAUAAGGCAUUGUGGGUACAGUGGUGCCCCGCAAGAUGAAUGCCUCACAAGACGAAAAACCCGCUAGACGAAAGGGUUUUCCGUUUCUCGAUGCACUUCGCAAGACGAAUUUCCCUGUGGGCUUGCUUCGCAAGACGAAAACGUCUUGCGAUUUUUUCCGCUUCCCCCCCCUUUUCUAAGCCGCUAAGCCUUUAAUAGCCGCUAAACCGCUAAUAGCGCUAAUCCGCUAAGCCGCUAAUAGGGUUGCUUCGCAAGACGAAAAAACCGCUAGACGAAGAGACUCGCGGAACGGAUUAUUUUCGUCUUGCGAGGCACCACUGUAUCCGGCUUCUGCUGGGGGCUAGGGGAGAACCUCAGAUAAUUGAGUACUUUCAACGCUUUUCAAAAAUAGUUGUGGAUCUAGCACCCUUGGCUAUGUCCAUGAUGACACCUGUAGACCUUGCAGUUUAAAUUGUGCUAAUAAGCAAUUAACAGUGCUGCUGUUCUUCCUGCACCACCAGAAAUUGCAAGGGGAGUCGCGGCUACAUGCUUGAAGUCAAAUAUCUGUGUUAGCAUCACCAAAUUGACCUCCCCUGAGCGCAAGCCUAGGCAGUGUGUAUGGAAGCAUAUAGAUAUAUACGUGUGUGUGUGUGUGUGUUAACAUUUAAAUGUGCGGUUCCCCACCUGUGCUCUGAAGUGCUGUUUUGACACAUAUUUGCCUUCCUAACCAUAUGUCGGAACUAUUUCAGCAUAGUGUGAUCCCACCCUGCAGGACCAUGUUGGGAAUAACAUAAAACCACAUGAGCAGGGUCAGUCCCGUGGCCUGCAGCCUAAGACCACACCAUGCUGAAGUGUUUGUGUCUAAGUGUAGUGUACCUGAAUCAGCUUUCAAAGAGAGGGUGGGGAAAUCAAGGGCAUAUAGCACACCAAGCAACUGUUAAAUCACAUAAGUUGUUUAUAUUUAUAAUCUGGGUGGGCCUCUUUGGGAAGUAACAGCAGAAUGGCCACUGAUCUUGUCUAUCAAAACUUGCUUUUAUUUUCCAUUCCGCCCACAGGAAAUCACUCGCACAGUGUCUAAGCUUGAGGAUAUUACAUGAAUCUUUUACUCUUGAUAGUUUUUAUGCUGAUUACUUCUUGUCUUUUUCGAAAACACAAAGCAUCUUGAUAUUGAAACAAGAAUUUAGUUCGUUGGAAUGCUGCACUCCAGAGUGGUGUGUUUAAUUAACAAAUCUGAGCUGUUCAAGGCCUCCAUUUAAAGUUUUUGAAACAUCUGCUAAACUUCCCAACCCCUUUGCAAAUUGUUGUUGUUGUUUAGUCGUUUAGUCGUGUCUGACUCUUCGUGACCCCAUGGACCAGAGCACGCCAGGCACUCCUGUCUUCCACUGCCUCCCGCAGUUUGGUCAAACUCAUGCUGGUAGCUUUGAGAACACUGUCCAACCAUCUUGUCCUCUGUCGUCCCCUUCUCCUUGUGCCCUCAAUCUUUCCCAACAUCAGGGUCUUUUCCAGGGAGUCUUCUCUUCUCAUGAGGUGGCCAAAGUAUUGGAGCCUCAGCUUCAGGAUUUGUCCUUCCAGUGAGCACUUGGGGCUGAUUUCCUUAAGAAUGGAGAGGUUUGAUCUUCUUGCAGUCCAUGGGACUCUCAAGAGUCUCCUCCAGCACCAUAAUUCAAAAGCAUCCAUUCUUUGGCGAUCAGCCUUCUUUAUGGUCCAGCUCUCACUUCCAUACAGUGGUGCCUCGCAAGACGAAAUUAAUCCGUUCCACGAGAGUCUUCGUCUAGCGGUUUUUUCGUCUUGCGAAGCAAGCCCAUUGACGGAUUAGCGCUAUUAGCGCUAUUAGCGGUUUAGCGGCUAUUAAAGGCUUAAAGGCUUAGGGGAUUAGCUGCUAAAAGGCUAUUAAAGGCUAUUAAAGGCUUAGCAGAUUAGAUAAAGGGGGAAAGCGGAAAAAAACUCAAGACUCGCAAGGUAUUUUCGUCUUGCGAAGCAAGCCCAUAGGGGAAUUCGUCCUGCGAAGCAACUUCAAAACGGAAAACCCUUUCGUCUAGCGGUUUUUCCGUCUUGCGAGGCAUUCGUCUUGCGGGGCACCACUGUACAUCGCUACUGGGAAAACCAUAGCUUUAACUAUACGGAUCUUUGUCGGCAAGGUGAUGUCUCUGCUUUUUAAGAUGCUGUCUAGGUUUGUCAUUGUUUUUCUCCCAAGAAGCAGGUGUCUUUUAAUUUCAUGACUGCUGUCACUAUCUGCAGUGAAUCAUCUGCAAAUAGAAUCAUAUAAUCAUAAAUAGAAUCAUACAAUUUUGUAUGAUGAUUAUGAUUAGUAGUAAUAACAAAAACAAAAUUGGUUAAUUCAAUUUCUUAAGCACUGCUGGUGCAUCCUCUAGACCAGGGGUCAGCAACCUAAGGCCCAUGGGCCAGAAGCAGCCCACGGAGGUCGUUUGACCGGCCUACAAGCCGCCCCUGAACCAAGCCAGCCGCUCGCGUGCUUUGCUAAACCGGUGCAGUGCGGCGCAGGAACUUGCUUCCACGGCACCAGAAAUUGCAUCUGCACAGACGCAGGCACUGGAUAUCGCGUCUGUGCAUGCGCAGGCGCCGCAAAUUGUGGGCACGCGCACAAUCCGGCCCACAGAGUGAUCUCCGCGGGACCGAUCCGGUCCAGGCAAGAUAAACCUUGCUGACCCCUGCUCUAGACAACUUACAGUAAAAUGUUAACAAAACAAUCCAGCAUGAAAGAGCCAUUAUUCGAUAAAAACAGUGGAACAAGAAAAACGACUAAGCCCAAGUUAUCCCCAUCCACAUAGGAACAUAACUGGGGUAUCAACUUCAGCUGGUAAAAGACGCUCCAUGAUAUAUUGGAUGUAGCUGAUGGGAAAUGGAGUCCAGCAAUAUAUGGAGGGCCACAGCUUCUACCUCUCUGAUAAAUCAAGGGGGAAAUAUGGGAAUAAACCCUUGUCUCCACCAUCAAGUGCUUUUCAACCUGGAAAAGAAAUGCAGACUCAAAAUAUUAUAUUUGUCCUUAACAGCCAGUAAUAUCGCUUUGGAGAGCCCGCUGGCAUUCAUGUCUCCCUUUUUUUAUCUGCCAUUCAAUAAAAGCCCCAGUGAUCAGAUAAACCCGCAAAGAUGUUUUAUCUGAAGAACUCUUUUUGUUAAGGAAUGCAAAAACCCACAAGCCUAUUACGAGAGAGACUUCAGGUCUGAAGUAAAUGGGAUGAAGGCUGUAAUCCUAAACAUACUUUCUAAACUCUAGAGAGUGAGUUCCAUCAAGCUCCAACUUCUGAAUAAACAUCCUUAGGAUUGUGCUGUAAAUCAGCUUAUAGUCAAGUAUUCCAGUUUAAGUGUAUGGUGAAUUAGGCUGUUUAUACGAAGUGGUUGAAGUUCAGAUCCAGCACAGUUGAAUGAUAAUGGAGUGUGUGAGAGCAAAAUUUGAGCUUUUUCCCUCUUUUAACUCCCACUGAGGUGUGAAGAGUUCAUUGCAUUACAAAAUAAAUAUAUGUGUGUGUGUCCCUUGCAUAUUUCAUAUCCCAUCCCAUGAAAAACCAUCUCCCCUUGUAGUUCUUAGUGUCACUGCAAAUCUAUGAUUUAACUUUGUAGCAACUAAGCAAAUUAAACAUUUUGUAAAAGUCCCAUUGCUUUUUAAUGGAAAAGGAAAGUUUGUGUGUGAGAGUUUGCUCUGUUUUAAUCAGUGGGAUCAUGUCUCCCGUUUCCUUAAUAAACCGCCUCCAAAAUAUUUAACAUGGCAUUGGUUAUGCUUUUUUAGUCAGCACUUUUAAGGCAAUUUUUCUCAUUGACACGAGGAUAUUGCAAUUUUAUACAUAAAGAUUUUGAAGGAAUUAUGUAGUUACAACUUCAGCAUUUUUCUACAAUUCUCUCUUUCUGGAAGCAUAACUUGACGGAGCGUUAUAAUGAAAAUAUUUACAACUCUGGCAGCUAAGGAUGUCUUAUGUGCCUCUUUAAGACUUCUGAGGCAAGCAGUUCAAAUGUGUUGAGUGAUUUGAAAAAAAGAAAAUGAAAACGCAGUUUGCAGGGUUCAUUGAGCAAUUGUAAUAUGGUGCUUUUUUUGUGUUACACAGGCUAUUAUCCUUUCUACCCAUUUGUCUUGUUUGCUAUUUCUGGAGGCAGUUCUGUGAGGGUUAUCAUUUACAAUAAAUGCUGUAUGAUUACAUAUGGUAAAUAAGCAGUGAAAAUAUUGCCCCGUGCCUGUUUCUUUGUUGAAUUGUGUGAAUUCAAUUAUGAUGAAGUUGUAAACAAACUGAUCUUUUUUAUAAAAAAAAGAAACAUAAAACAAAACAAUUCCUUCAACAGAUGAUAGAUUUGUCCAAGAAAGAACACGCGGCCUAUUCCGAUUCCAUCGAUAAGCUGGAGCGCGAGAGUGGAAUGUUACGCAAUGACCUUGCGAAAUUGCCAAAGGACAAAGAAAUGCCUUUGCGAGUGAACCCCAUUAUGUACUUUGGAAGAAAUUGUGCCAAGCAGACGGCAGUAAAAGUGGAAGAGAAAGAAGAGAGGUAGGUGCAUGACAGUACACAAAUAACUGCACUUUGUCUCUCCGUAGCUAUUCUUUUUUCUUCUCUGACGUCUUCAUGGCGGGUGGAGGGGAAUUGCUCUGCAAUUGACAUAAGACAGGGCUCAGCAAACGUACCGUGCCUCAGGCUGGUGUCUCCAGCGCCAAUCGCGCCGGGGAGCGCAUGGCCAUAUGUGUGCGCACACGCUAUUUCCGGCGCACUUCCAGGUUGGAGGAGCACCGGAAAUAGCUUGUGUGCAUGUGCACGGGCCUCCUCCGACCCGGAUGUGCACAGGAAAUAACAUUGCACAUGCGCACAAUGUUUGCACAUGCGCACUACGCUUGUGCAUGCGCACAAGCUAUUUCCAGUGCUCCUCCGACCCAGAAGUGGGCAGCUACACAGUGCCGUGCCGGUAAGAGUGGGCAGCGGGGGUCGCCGCGGGCUGGAUAAACGAGUCCCUCGGGCCUUAUCCAGCCCGCAGACCUUAGUUUGGGGACUCCUGACAUAAGAGGUGCCUUGCUGGCCAAAUGGUCAACCUGGUCAACUCUCUCUUUCCAAUAACAGCUAAACCAUAUGCCUCUAGCUUGAAGCAGCUGUUUAGCAUCAGCAUCAGCAGCCUGGAUCCUAGCAUCUAAGACACAGUUCUCCUUUGCAGCUGUAAAACUGAGGAGGGUGGGAAGGUGCUAGCCUUGCUAAGCACAAGGACUGCCAGGGACUUCAAGGAGCUGGGCACAGCAUGCCCUGGGAUACUGGAGUCAGACUUGGCAUGUGUGUCACCUGCCCACACUUGGAGAAUUUGUGAAAAGUGGAAAGAAAUGUCAGUCUCUCAACAUUCCAUGCCACACAGUUCUUAACAGGGUUUUGUACAGAAUCAUUUUGCGCUCUUCAAUUAAGGAAUGUUGUUUCAAUAUGCGAUCACAGUGGAGAGACACUAACACGGACACAGCGGAAGAAUUUACUGUUGUCACUCAGUAUGGAGGCAUGGUGGUGGGAAUUACCGGAGGUCGAGUUGAAGAAGCUCAGUUGACAUUUACUAUUAGGAGUAAUAAUUUGGAAAGUCCUCUUGGACUUUUCAUGGGAAAAGGAAAUGAGUGAUUUUGAGAUGCUUUUAUUGAAAGGAAAUAUUGCUUAACAGAAAGUAGAGAAGAUGUCGUUCAGCCCAGUCACUGAGAUCCAGUGCCGAGCAGUGGCGUAGCGUGGGGGGUGCAAGGGGGGCCGGCCGCACCGGGCGCAACAUCGGGGGGGGGCGUGCUCGCACUCGCAGCUCUCUGCCCCUACUAAAAUUCAUGGGUUAGGGGGCGCAAAUUACUUGCCUUGCCCCGGGUGCUGACAACCCACGCUACGCCACUGGUGCCGAGGGCCUACUGGUGGUUCCCUCAUUGCAAGAAGUGAGGUUACAGGGAACCAGGCAGAGGGCCUUCUCGGUAGUAGCGCCCGCCCUGUGGAACGCCCUCCCAUCAGAUGUCAAGGAAAUAAGCAACUAUCCUAUCUUUAAAAGACAUCUGAAGGCAGCCCUGUUUAGGGAAGUUUUUAAUAUUUAAUGCAGUAUUGUUUUUAACACUUGAUUGGGAAAUGCCCAGAGUGGCUGGGGAAACUCAGCCAGAUGGGCGGGGUAUAAAUAAAAAAUUAUUAUUAUUAUUAUUAUUAUUAUUAUUAUUAUUAGUCAUUGUGGACUGAAUGUCUUAAAUGCCUUUUUCUUAUGAAAUGGAAAAUCAGAAGUCCUUUUUAUUUUUCUUUAUUGUUCUUUUCCCCUUUCCUUUUUCUUCUCUAUUUCCUUUCUUCUUCCUGCUCAUUCUCUAUUCUCUUAUCAUGAAAAACUUUAAUAAAAGAUUUCAACAUGCAAAAAAUAUUUUUGUGCCCUGCCGUCUUGUGCAGUUCUUCUUUGGAAAUGGAGAGUUGGGAAACAAUGCUUUCACCAAGGGAUAGGAUAUCUCAGGAGGAAAAGGGAGUCCCUCCACAAUCUGUAGAAUGCCUGUUAUGGUGAGGUGUUAUAAUGACUGUCCGAGAGCCUUGUGGUUUAUGUGGCUGUUUUCCAUCCCUCCCUCAUCCCCGCUGCUUUGGAGAUGGCAGCGUAUUGAAAGUGAGCUUGACCCCAUUUGCUCUUCUCUAAUGACACUUAAGGACACUGUAGUUUAUUGGGAGGCUCUGUCUGACAGUGCAUUUGCAAUUAUAUCCGUUAUAGCAGGGAGCAAGCCAGGGAAGCUGAGCACACUGCUAUCCUUCACACGUUAACCAAGGGAGCAGGACAUUCCACAACAGUCGGGGGACAAUUAUAAUGCGAUCGUAAUGGGUUACAUGACCUGAAAGAAAAUGCAUCUUUGAUGGGAUUGCUCGGCUCUAGACCUCUGCCAAGGAGAAACGGGGGCCUUGCCCCUCUUGAACGGUUCUCCGUUAAUGGGUUUCUUUCAAGGCAGAAAAAGGGUGACAUAAAAACACAAGAAGAGCCCAGCUGGAUCAGAACAAGGACCCAGAAUGAUGGUCUAGAGACCAUCAUUCUGGUCUCACAGUGACCAAGCACACGGUGGUAGGAAGCUCACUGUGAUGGCCUGGGAAUCUGAUUCAGAGGCUGAACCUGAGGAAUCCCAGCCUGCACAGGAGUCCCCGCCUCCAGGACCAGCUGAGCCGGGGCUGGGGCUUGAACCUGAAGGGCCCUCACCUGUGCCGGAUCCUCAGGAGCAGACACCAGCUGAAUCUGCUCUGGCUCUGGAGGUGAUGGAAGACCCAUUGCCUGUAGGUGCUCCACUCUCAGCCCCGUCAGGGGAAGGUGAGGUUGCCUCUGGGUCCAGUAACCCUCCAGCCUCUCCUGAGCUGCAGAGGCUCAGGGCAGAGAGGCGAAGGGAACUAUGUUCUCGCAGGAGGAGUGCUCGCCUCCAGGCCAUGAGAGGCGAGUCACCUGUGGGCCGGGACCACCCUAUGCCUCGGGGCAGAUAAAAGCCAGCCAGCCCAGUCCCAGGUUGCGGGAGCAACAUCGUUGGUAACCUGUUCCUUCUGGCACCCUGUCCUGCUCUUCUGCCAGAGCUCCGGACCACACCCAACUCCUUGCCUUGGACCCUGCUUCUGCCUUGACGGACAGCCCCCAUACCACACCCUCGACCUCGGACUGGACUUGGACCACGCCGCACAGUAAUCCCCUGGGACCAGCACACUCACAAGCAGCACGUGAGCACAAUUGCCCUCUCCCAGUUGUUAAACUGCAUACAAUUGCCCCAUCAGCUGUUAAACAGAAACAUACUGUCUCUGACGUCCACCACCAAGAUGAAGGUCUACCAAGUUUGCAUGUUGAGCAUGCUGCUUUAUUGUAGUGAGUCAUCAGCAACUUGCAACCUCCAGGAGUGACACCUCAAUGCCUUCCGCUUGCACCGCAUCAGGAAGAUUUUGGGCAUCACGUGGCAUGACAGAGUCUCAAACAAAGAUGUGCUCUUCCAAGCCCACAUUCCAAGCAUGUUCGGUGCCUGGAGACAGUCAGGUUGUGCAUCCGUAGCAGUGACCAGAGGCGGAAUGACUGCUGGGAGGAGCACAGAGAGAAGAAAGACCAUGGUGCAUCUGCAGCAGCGCAACCAGACGCCUUCAUCUGCCCCAGCUGCAACAAAACAUGUCUCUCCAGCCACAGCAGGCGCUGAAACCUUCCAACAGUUUGACUUCACCCCCAAUGGCACACUCCAUCAUUUUCUCCCAUGCCAGUUGGAUGCCAACAGCACUGUCUCUGAGGCUGGCGAUCUUGAGCCAUAGCCAUAGACAGCCUUGCCUUCCAUGCAUUUGCCUAAUCUCAUUUUCAAGCCAUCCAAGUUGGUGGCCAUCACUGCAUCUUGUGAAAGCCAAUGCCAUAGUUUAUUUACUGUAUGAAGGCGGGCUGCUUCUUUUUCUGUCCUGGAUCCUCCAACCUUUUGCUUCGUUGGAUGACCCCAGAUUUUUAUUAUGCCUCUGUCAUGUCUCCUCCCCUCUUACUUGCUUUUUCUCAAAACUAAAAAAGCCCAAACAAAAUAAAAAAAUUCCUUCCAGUAGCACCUUAGAGACCAACUAAGUUUGUUAUUGGUAUGAGCUUUCGUGUGCAUGCACACUUCUUCAGAUACAUGCACAUGUACGCUUAUACCAAGAACAAACUUAGUUGGUCUCUAAGGCUCCAUGAUCACUGCAGAUGGUGACAACAGCCGCAAAAUUAAAAGACGCCUGCUUCUUGGGAGAAAAGCAAUGACAAAUGUAGACAGCAUCUUAAAAAGCAGAGAUAUCACCUUCCCAACAAAGGUCUGUAUAGUUAAAGCUAUGGUUUUCCCAGUAGUGAUGUAUGGAAGUGAGAGCUGGACCAUAAAGAAGGCUGAUCGCCGAAGAAUUGAUGCUUUUGAAUUAUGGUGUUGGAGGAGACUCUUGAGAGUUCCAUGGACUGCAAGAAGAUCAAACCGAUCCAUUCUGAAUGAAAUCAGCCCUGAGUGCUCACUGGAAGGACAGAUCCUGAAGCUGAGGCGCCAAUACUUUGGCCACCUCAUGAGAAGAGAAGACUCCCUGGAAAAGACCCUGCUGUUGGGAAAGAUGGAGGGCACAAGGAGAAGGGGACAACAGAGGACGAGAUGGUUGGAUAGUGUUCUCGAAGCUACCAGCGUGAGUUUGACCAAACUGCAGGAUGCAAUGGAAGACAGGAUUGCCUGGUGUGCUCUGGUCCAUGGGGUCACGAAGAGUCGGACACGACUAAACGACUAAACAACAACAAAGGUGUUACUGGAAGGAUUUUUUUUAUUUUGUUUUGACUACGGCAGACCAACUCGGCUACCUACCUGUAACUAAAAAAGCCCAGUUAUUACUACCUUUUUCCCCCUCACAGGGGAAUUGCUCUAGCCCUCAUCCUGAAGCACUCAUCCUGAUUUAUUUGCAGGGAGAUUAGACAAUGUUGGCUGUUUAAUUAGAACUCGGGUCUGAUUUGUUGGCGGGGGCUAGAUGACGUUGCAUCAAAACAUCUUCUCCUUUUCAGAGCAUUUUCUCAUCACUUUCCUUAUCUCAAAAAAGGAUUGAUCUUUUAGCUAUGCAAGGCAUCCCAACUACAGUUGCACAACCUGAACCUGCCAAUGCGUGACUGAAUCCCACCCGGAAACUGUGACAGACUGGAAGCGCCCAGAGUAAAUUCCAUGACAAAUCACAUCAGUACUGCCCUACACGCUAUUAUCAGUUUCACGGCUCCAUCAGAAUUGGAAACGUAAUCUAUACAGCAACUAGUUAAUAAUGGAAGCACACCGCUGAGGUCUAGCCAUAGACUUGUAGAUGACUGAGAAAUUGGCAUAUAUAUUAACCGAGCUAUGAAGCUUUUAUGAUAACUCCUGAUGAAACACAUGAGCGUGUGUGUUUUAUUCCUAUUAAAUUGCUUUGGAUUGUCUUAAGCACCUGCUAUUUCUUGCUUUUAGGCAUCUUGCUAGGAUUUCUUCGAAAUAAUAACCAAUUUACCUUACCUCUGCAUUCUGCAAAGGUGGUGCAACAAGCUUCGCCCCUUGUAAACCUCAGAGGUCUGGCGUGGGAAUUUAUUUUUAUUUAUCUGUGCAGCAAUAAUUUCUAAGUGUUACUGAAUUUGGCACAAGGCUCACAUGGAAGCUUUCCUGAUUCUGAAAACAUUUAAUGGAAAAUCCUGUUUUUCUUCUUCCACAAUACAGCCGUACCUUGGAUCUCGAAAGACUUGUGAGUCAAUCGUUUUGGGUCCCAAACACUACAAACCCAGAAGUGAUUGUUCCGGUUUGCAAACGUUCUUUGGAACCCGGACGUUCGACACAGCUUACAUGGCUUCUGAUUGGCUGCAGAAGCUUCCUGCAGCCAAUUGGAAGCCACACCUUGGUUUCCGAACCGUUUCAAAAGUUGGAUUCCGUUCGACUUCCAAGGUACGACUGUACUAAUUUUCCAUUUGUAUAUGGCAGAAACAGGGAGCAUCUACCCAUUGGGGAAAACUACCAACACUACAGGCAUUAGAACCACAGUUGCAGGUCUUGGCUUAUUGAUAAAAUGUGGAUAGUUGCUCCUCUAUAGUUUUUUACCUCUAUAGUUUUUCUUCUCUGUGUUCUGAUUGGCCCACUGUCGGCUGCAGUGAUGAACAAGAAUGGGACAGAUUUCAGCCUCUCUCACUUCCUAAGCACAUUACUUUCCUCAUACAAUCCUGGGAACUAUAGUUCGGGAUGCUAGGUAUUGUAGCUCUGUGUAGGAUAAAUUACAGCUCUCGGGAUUCUUUGGGGGAAGUUGCGUUCUUUGUCCCAGCCUGGGAUGAAGGAGAUCAACUUUGUCUGGGAUUUGUGAAUCUUAUUGAAGCUCAAGCUUUUUCUUAGUUCAUUAAGGGUAUUUCUUAAGAGAUUACCUCAAAAAGAAUAUUGUAUGCGUUAUUGCAGAUUCUCUAAAAUUGAAUUGGAAGAUGAGAAAGAACAGAUAUUUUACAAUCUCCUUGGUCUCAUGUUGUGGGAUAGCCAGCCUCAUAUAACCAACAUGUCUAGUUAGUGCAUAAAGGGGUUAAUGCCAUAGAGCAGGCUGUCCUGCCAGGCCACUUUGUAAUCAAGCCUACUUUUGUAUUGUCUACCUGAGAUGCUCAGCGUGUGGAGAGGUUUGAGCUGAUUGUUCCCUGAUUCUCUUGAGUUCCUAUACCAAUGAUCUAGAAACUUACACCAUUUUGUAACUAAGCUAAGUUCUACUGUCUGCACAACUUUUUGGAAGUGCAUGAACCUGACCUUUGAAGCCUUUGUAAGUAAACCCAUUUUUAACUUACCAAACGUGUUGUCUUUUCCUAUGCUGGGAGAAGGUAGAAAUUUUGGAAAGAAACUUUUUAAGGGGACCUUUUGGAACUCACUUGGAGGGGCACAUAUUUUAAAGUUCUAACAGCCUACACAGUGGUACCUCGGGUUAAGAACUUAAUUCGUUCUGGAGGUCCGUUCUUAACCUGAAACUGUUCUUAACCUGAGGUACCACUGUAGCUAAUGGGGCCUCCUGCUGCCACUGCACCACUGCUGCACGAUUUCUUUUCUCAUCCUGAAGCAAAGUUCUUAACCCAAGGUACUAUUUCUGAGUUAGUGGAGUCCGUAACCUGAAGCGUCUGUAACCUGAAGCGUACGUAACCCAAGGUACUACUGUAUUUCUACGCUUUGCUUUGCUGCAUGUCUUCUGGUUUUUUAUUCUCUGCUGGGGUUGUCCUUGGAUCUUGGCAUCCGGAAAUUCUCUUUUCUAUAUUUUCCCCCACCAACACAUCUUGAAUACUGGAUCUGCUCUCAGAGCCAUAUAUCUAAGGUUAUCCAGCCCAGAACUAUGUACGAUAUUUCAGAAGAGGUCUUUGGUGCUAAGUCAGGUGCUUCCAAAUCUUAGAAAUAGACAUAACCUUUUGUGUCAUAGCCACAUAAACUUUUGGAUGGGACAGUCCAUCAGCAAAAGGAUUUCCCCUAAUGCAACAGAACUCCCGCUGCCCUGCUUCUCAGCACUACUUUGGAUACAACCUUUUGUAAUAUAUUAUCUUGAUUCUCCCCCUUGCUUUUCAUUUUACAAGCCACAGAGAAUAUGUUAAUACUGUCUAAUAAUAAAAAAAAAUUAAGUGAGGGCCAGAGAAGCCAGUGUGAGAUGUAAACUGCUCAGCAGGAGAUUAUUUUAAUAAGCAUCUUGAACUACACCUGCCAUCUAUCAUCUCUUUCUCUCCUGCCAGUUUCAGUUUUUUAAAGUUUCAUUAAAAGUGUUUCAAUGCUUUUUUUGUGAUUUUUAGUGCUCCCCAUUGAGUUGACAUGAAAAGCUGCAGCAUUUCAGAUGGUACUGAAUAAAUUAAUAUCACAUUAAACUCAUACGCGCCAUGAAAGAGCAGCGCAAUAUAUAACAAUAUCCUGAGCUCAAUAGAAAGAAAUAAUUUGUAAAUAUCUCUCUGGCUCGUUCAUUUUUAGCCAGUCGCCCACUGAAUUACCUUAAAUGUUUCAUAAAUACUGACACACACAGUUGAAAAAUAAUCCUGAAUUGCCUACUUAAAACGAAAGAAGAAGGUAUGAAGUUUGGAUAAGAUGAAAUAUUUUAAAUGGUAGGAAGAAGAAGAGAAAUUCAUUCUAGUUUGGCUUUUACGGCAAAGCUAUUUGCUCUUUCCAAAAGAAUAUGCAAACUGAAAGACAGCUGUGCAUUGAAAUUCACAUUUCCCCUAAAUUUUGUAGUGUAGUUCUCUAACCAAAUAAGAUGUAGAAAAUUGUGCAUAUUACGGGAACGUAUGCAUCAAAAUGCAUAUAUUGGUAAAGGCAACAUAUAAAAAUGAAUUAUUCUAGGGGAAACUGCUUGCAAAAAUGUUCAUGUUAGGAAAAAUCACACUGAUUUUUUUUAAAUUAAAACAAAGGCAGAGGACCAAAAUUUCACAGGGGAAGGAGUAAAAAGAAAAAGUAACCUGACUGCAAUUCUGGGAGGUAGAAAUAUGUCAAUAUGUGAAAUGCCUGAGAAUUAGUACUGGGGCCUUGUGAGACAUGAGUGUUCAUUGGACAGGCCCUAAGUCUGAGAUACACCAGAGAGACGGGCUCAGUUGAGGACCUGUAAACCCAUAAAGUAGAGACCAUCACCUUGCCAACAAAGGUCCGUAUAGUUAAAGCCAUGGUUUUCCCAGUAGUGAUGUAUGGAAAUGAGAGCUGGACCAUAAAGAAGGCUGAUUGCCAAAGAAUUGAUGCUUUUGAAUUAUGGUGCUGGAGGAGACUCUUGAGAGUCCCAUGGACUGCAAGAAGAUCAAACCUAUCCAUUUUGAAGGAAAUCAGCCCUGAGUGCUCGCUGGAAGGACAGAUCCAGAAGCUGAGGCUCCAAUACUUUGGCCACCUCAUGAGAAGAGAAGACUCCCUGGAAAAGACCCUGAUGUUGGGAAAGAUGGAGGGCACAAGGAGAAGGGGACGACAGAGGACGAGAUGGUUGGAUAGUGUUCUCGAAGCUACCAGCAUGAGUUUGACCAAACUGCAGGAGGCAGUGGAAGACAGGAGUGCCUGGCAUGCUCUGGUCCAUGGGGUCACGAAGAGUCGGACACGACUAAACGACUAAACAACAACAACAAACCCAUAAAAACUUCCAGAGAGUGCUGAUUUGGAGGGGGGUCAUUGGCUUUGCAGUUUCCCCCAAUAAUCCAUCUGAGCCUUGCUACCCUACAGAUCUGCUGCUGUCGAACUCCAGUGAUUUCUCGCCUUCCAAAGUUGCUUGAAUUCCUAGCACUCAUUCCUUUCUCGCACAACACCCUCUCUGCCCAUUGAUGGGACUUGUCAGAGCAACACAAAUGGUUACUUGUCUUCCAAAUCCAAGCUGAACCCCAGCUGAAAUCUUUCCAGAACUCCUUUACCUUUGCUUGAACAUCCCAUGUAUGACCCCACCUGCACCUGGUCCUCAGAAUUUGUGUAGCAAAACUGCCCUACCUCGAACAUCUCCCAAGAGGCUACUAAUUCCUUUUCCUUUGCAAAAUAGGGCCAGGCUGAUGGGUAGACAGAAAUGUAUAUGCUAAGAUCGCUUACCUGGAUCGUGCAAUACCAUUCUCUGAUCUGGGGGUAGCAAAAUCUUAACCCCCAUCGUUCAGCCUGGACACUGAGAUCCAGCACCGAGGGCCUUCUGGCGGUUCCCUCACUGCGAGAAGUGAGGUUACAGGGAACCAGACAGAGGGCCUUCUCGGUAGUGGCACCCACCCUGUGGAAUGCCCUCCCUUCAGAUGUGAAGGAAAUAAGCAGCUAUCUUCUUUUUAAAAGACAUCUGAAGGCAGCCCUGUUUAGGGAAGUUUUUAAUAUUUAAUACUGUAUUGUUUUUAACACUUGCUUGGAAGCUGCCCAAAGAGGGGCUGGGGAAACUCAGCCAGAUGGGCGGGGUAUAAAUUAUUAUUAUUAUUAUUAUUAUUAUUAUUAUUAUUAUUUAUUAACAACUGGUUGUCAGAAUGGGCAAGGAUUUCCUAUGUGGGCUAUGGACCUCUUGGUUAUUCCAUAGACUAUUGUGAGAUGCAUAAAGUUUCAGUGGUUGACUUUGGGAGCGUGCUGUGAUGAGAACAAGGUGCCACAACUGGGUUGUUGGUAGAGCACACAAUCCAGACUUAAUUGUUAAAACCACAGCAGCGAUCGCUAGGCAAAUAUGAAUAUAGAUUGAUUUAAUGCGGAUGUCAAGUCCAUAUAGUUUAUCCACAAAUUGUGGUGCCUCAACAUGAAAAUUCAUACAUAGUUUUAAACAUAUGCCAGAAAUCCUAGUAUCUAGGUUCUGGUUUUGUAAAUCAGGAAAGGCACCAAUAUUUUCUCCCAAAAGCCUCAGUUAUAUUAUCAAACAUCAAACAGAAGCAGACAAAUCAAGCUAUUGUUGCUAGCUUAUUUUGACUCUAGGGUAUAUUUUAUUUUAUUGCGGACAUAAACCAUGUUUUUCUAUUUUAAUUUGCUGUUCUGUUUCCAUGGUAAUUAUGCCAAGGAAUGAAGGGUAAAAGGAUAUCUUUGAGAUAGUAAAAAUAGAAAACAUGUGGUGAGGUUUUUUGGGGGAAAUGAGUUGGUAAUUGGCAAUUUCCAGAUGCCAUGCUAAUGUCUUUGUGCUGUUUAUGUUUAUGCGUCUUGGUAACAUUUGCCCAGUGGAAAGCAAAAAUAAAAAAAUAAAAAUCGAGUCAGUGCUAGUAACUUCGCAAUUGUUUCCUUCAGUUUGUAGCUGUAUAGAAUAAGAAGUGUGUAAUCUCCAAGAAAGCCUCAGUGUGAGAUUUGCAGCAGCCAUUACUGAAGGCUAACACUCACUAAGGAGGGGGGAGAAAUUGAAUUUGGUUCACAUUUAAAGCCAAAUCAAAUGUGCAUGUUCUUAAACAGCGUAAGAACCAAAGCACAGCCAUCCUUUGAAAUUUGCACUUAUUUGAAUUUUACAAUGCAUCUCUCCAAACAAUGUUUAUAGUGGGGGGGAUGUGCAUUAAAAAAUGAAUAAGUGAAAAUGACAUGCAAAAAAAGCAUUAGGAAAAAUUGCCUUCAAAAUGCACACACAAUUCAAAACUGAAUACAAAAAUAUGUUUAUUAGGAUAAAAUACUGAAGAAUUUUCAAGAGGAUUUCUCUUCAAAAAUUCACAAAUUGCUGCAGGAAUGUGGAGAAUUGAUUUUAAGAUUGAAAAAAUGAAAAGCGGAGGGAACAGAAACUGACAGAUCGAUCCCUACGACUUACCCGGCAGAAACUGAUUAGAAAUAACUUCAGAAUAAACAGUAGAAAGUGUGUCUCCACUGAAUAAUAAUAACAACAACAACAACAACAACAAUAAUAACAAUAAUUAAUAAUAAUUUAUUUAUACCCCACCCAUCUGGCUGGGUUUCCCCAGCCGCUCUGGGCAGCUUCCAACAGAAAAUUAACAGCACAGUAAAAUGUCAUACAUUAAAAACUUUCCUAAACAGGACUACCUUCAGAUGUCUUCUAAAAGUCAGAUAGUAGUUUAUUUCCUUGACAUCUGAUGGGAGGGCAUUCCACAGGGCGGGUGCCACCACUGAGAAGAAAAGGCCCUCUGCCUGGUUCCCUGUAACCUCACUUCUUGCAGUGAGGGAACCACUAGAAGGCCCUCGGCGCUGGAUCUCGGUGUCCGGGCUGAACGAUGGGGGUGGAGACGCUCCUUCAGACAUACUGGACCGAGGCCGUUUAGGGUUUUAAAGGUCAGCACCAGCAUUUUGAAUUGUGCUGGGAAACGCAGUUAGGGCCAGAUUAAGCAUGGUAUUUGUUACAGGGGUGGGCAUUGUGUAGUGGAUUAUUAGCACAAAUGGAAGAACUUGGGGAAUUAGACAUGCAAAAGGCCUCAGGCUCAAUCCCCAGUUAAAAGGCUGUCUACGAGUUAGGGAAGGUGCCCUGGCGAUUGUCAAAGGGACAUGCCAGCACAAAGGCCCCCCAGGCCCUUGCCUGUACUAGAUUCCAUGGGCCAAUGGUCUGAGUUAAUACAUCCGUACAAUUUAAAAUGGGCUGUGAAUACUUUGGCCUUCCCAUGGCCUUUCCAUUCAAAUGUAUGGUCAGCAUCUUGCAUAUGCAAUGAAAACGUUGGACUGCAAAUUGUGGGAAUGUUCAGGGAUGCAGAAGAGGAUAUAUUGUUUGAUUAUAGCCUUUCCAACUUGUGUUAACAAGUUCACAAUUUAGCAGAGUAACAUCCCCCCUUUUAAACUUGCAGGGGAUGCGUUUGCUCAGGCUCGCUAAAGCCUCUAUAAUAACUGUUCUUGUAUUUUCCCCUUAUUCCCUCAUAAAAGAUAAGACACGACACAAUCUUCUAUAAAAGUAUAAAAAGAGUUUACUCACACAUCAUUCUGUUCACAAUAGGAUCCCAGAAGGUAGACUUAGCUUAGAAAAGUAACAUACACCUAGAAUCUGUCUCAUAAGAAGACAGUCCCUUUGUCCUCUCUUGGCUGGAGCCAAGAGAGCAUCUUUGGCUAAGCAGAUGUUGCUUCUUCAGUGCAUGUAGUGAAAGAGAGAGAGAUGGCUGCCCUGCCCUGUGCUUUUGUCGUUACCUGCACAGGUGAGGCCACGCCCACCUCUAGUCACAUGCAGAGGAAGUCUGUCCCAGCCCAGAAGGAAACAGGAAGUUUACCUGCUGGCUGGACAAACAUUCCUCCCCAUGUGUAAACAUGUUCACUCUAGGAAUGUUGUACUUGACUGUUCUGGUGUUUCACAUCCCACACAAAUUUGGCAAAAGUCAAGCCAAAUUUCAAAGUUGAAUGUUUCUUCUGCCCUCCAGCCCAAAAGGAGACCUCACUCUGGAGUCCUGUGAAGCCACAUUCCAUGGGACAUUUUGGAAAAGACUGUUUCAUGUCAGCAAAUAUUUCCUGGCAAUAAACCAGCUUGUAAACCUUUUAAUUUGUCUUUUAGACCUGCGCAGAAUGAAAGCGAAUGGGCACCGCAACCUGCAGCUUACGAAAACUUCGGGCACUACAGAACGCAGAUUCCUUCCUGGCAGGGCCAAGGCGACAUUGUCAGCGUCGAGAACAGCUGCACGCUGCCUCUUCAAAGACCAAGCAGAACCCGAGAACCCACAGCAGAUGGCAGGUCUCCAUCACCCCAAGAGGCGUAUCCAGCACAUUACAGCAGCUGCCUCUCUGAAAAGAACAAGUCUGAGACGCUACUGAGCCAAAUCUAUGUUGCAGAUGAAAUCCGGAUGGUAAGAAUCUCCAGAUCUUGUUUUGUAAGAGAAACACUGGGUUGCAUCCACAACUUGGGCGAGUGGAAGGUUGCUGGGCAAUCGAGCUUUCUUGCCAUUCUUGACAGUCCUGUGAAAAGUCUCUCCUGAGGAUGUUCAGGAAAAGUUUGAAGGGAGCAGAGUAGAGACGGGGUGAAUCAGACUCAGGCAGCUUGUGCAAAGGAAGCAGAUGGCAUGGGCAGCUCAGAAGGGCCCUCACACAAACGCAUGCAAUGGUAAAGGCCUAGCUGGAAAGCUUAAAGCCCAUUGCGAAUACGCGGGAGACAGAUAGAAGAAAAGGAAAUAUGAAUUGGCCCCGCCCCGUGGCUUGACCAAUUGCAGCUAGGAGCAGCUAGGAGCUAGGUAGAGUCAGAGAUCUAAAAAAAAGUGUAGACUUGCACACAAUGGCCAGCUUCCGUUUUGACUUGAAAUGUUCAUUUGGGGCUUCUCAGAAGUGCGUAUAAUAAUAAUAAUUAUAAUAAUUUAUUAUUUAUACCCCACCCAUCUGACUGAGUCUCCCCAGCCACUCUGGGUGGCUCCCAAUCAAAUGUUAAAAACAGUACAGCAUUAAAUAUUAAAAACUUCCCUAAACAGGGCUGCCUUCAGAUGUCUUUUAAAGAUAGGAUAGCUGCUUAUUUCCUUCACAUCUGAAGGGAGGGUGUUCCACAGGGUGGGCACCACUACUGAGAAGGCCCUCUGCCUGGUUCCUUGUAACCUCACUUCUCGCAGUGAGGGAACCGCCAGAAGACCCUCGGUGCUGGACCUCAGUGUCCGGGCUGGACGAUGGGGGUGGAGACGCUACUUCAGGUAUACUGGGCCGAGGCCGUUUAGGGCUUUAAAGGUCAGCACCAACACUUUGAAUUGUGCUCAGAAACGUACUGGAAGCCAGUGCAGAUCUCUCAGGACCUGUGUUAUAUGGUCUCGGCGGCCACUCCCAGUCAUCAAUCUAGCUGCCGCAUUCUGGAUUAAUUGCAGUUUCCGGGUCACCUUCAAAGGUAGCCCCACGUAGAGCGCAUUGCAGUAGUCCAAGCGGGAGAUAACUAGAGCAUGCACCACUCUGGCGAGACAGUCCGCCGGCAGGUAGGGUCUUAGCCUGCAUACCAGGUGAAGCUGGUAGACAGCCGCCCUGGACACAGAAUUAACCUGCGCCUCCAUGGACAGCUGUGGGACCAAAAUGACUCCCAGGCUGCGCACUUGGUCCUUCAGGGGCACAGUUACCCUAUUCAGGACCAGGGAGUCCCUUACACCCGCCCGCCCCCUGUCCCCCCAAAACAGUACUUCUGUCUUGUCAGGAUUUAACCUCAAUCUGUUAGCCGCCAUCCAUCCUCCAACCGCCUCCAGACACUCACACAGGACCAUCACCGCCUUCACUGGUUCUGAUUUAAAGGAGAGGUAGAGCUGGGUGUCAUCUGCAUACUGAUGAACACCCAGCCCAUGAACACAUAAAGGCAAGAAGCGGGCAGGGGGUACGCCGGCCUGCAAUGGCGCCCACCUGAGAGGUGCUGGAACUGCACUCCAGCGUCCUCUGGCUGAAAAUAAGCUCUGCACCCCAUCCGGGUGGGAUUGCAGCAUAAGGCAAGGUCAGCUGCUAUUGCACAUUGGCCUCAGCCAUCUUGCCCAUCUGUGCUACAGAUCCUUGGGAGCUGCUUGAUCCUCGGAGUUCUGGCACCACAGACAUUGAGGCUGAAUCCAGUGCAAAACUACCGCCCCGCAUCACGGUCCUAAUGGCCGGCAUGUCUCAGCCCCCAACCUUGCAGGACUUUUAUUUACACAAGCACCUGGGAAUUAAAAGCAGGUAGAAUUCGUGUGGUGGGUGCAGGGAUAUAAGCUUUAGUUGAUUUAAUUGGCAGGUGAAGGUUUAGUCACAAACUAGAUUUGCAUCACCCCUUAGGCUACUCUGACUCCUUCCUUGCUUUGCCAAAUUUGAUUUGAAAUAAACAAACAAACUUAGUACAUAAAACUGUUGGAAUGAUAACGAUGAUGAUGUUCAGUUUUAAAAACCGCAUCUUUCGUAAUGCUGAUGCCACUUGAAUUUGAACCCUGAGCCAAUUGUGGGGGUGGGCAGGGGAGAGGAGAGGAGAGGAGAGGAGAGGAGAGGAGAGGAGAGGAGAGGAGAGGAAAGCCCCAUUGCACUAGUGGGACUUACUGGCCUGGCUCCUCCUUGUGCAACUAUUUUGUUGAAUCCAGCCUUAUGAAUGGAAGCACCUUCAAGCUGUUCUGAAGUCUCACAAAUGUAUUUGCUUCCCUUGGUCUCCGGAUCACUCUCAACAAAAGUAUUUUGUUGGAAGAGGGGUCAAGUGCUAUGAAAAAUCUUGUGUGGUGAUUAACCUGUAAUAGGGCAUCACUUGAUGCUGCAAUCAAAAAACAAUUAAUAUGUGUGUGUGAACAAGCACUUAGCUUCAAAACCUUUAAAACAGCGCACAAGGUAUGAACAAGAUUCUUGAAGAAGUGCGGGGCGUCCUGUGUCUACUUGACCCUCACUUUGUGAAAACAGCUCAGUGAUGAACACUUCCCUUAGAGAAGGCUUCCUUCCUUUGGUACUGAAGUAAAGUGUAGUGUAGCUUUUAUUGGAAAUAAUAAUAGGAACGCUCUGAUUUGAACUGUUACCUGUUGGCAAAGAGUGUGUGUGUGUGUGUGUGUGUGUGUGUGUGUGUGUGUUUUGCAACUUAGUUCUGGGUUUCUGGGUAAAACCGAUUAUCAGGGACUCUUCCUUUCUGGCUUUGGACUGCAAUUGUUUUGGUUACCCUUGUCCAUGACUUGUGCUGGGACAGAGGGAGUGUGAUCCUUUGAUUCUCCUGGCCAUCUCAGUGGUGUUUAGUCACCAUUAACUGUGGUGCAUUUCUGGGAUGCCUUGGCAGGUGUGGCUAUUAGGAGCCCCAUCUCGAGUCGGCUCUGCUCAGUCCUGUGAGGUAGGACCCAGAAGGUAGCACUAGGACUUCGCUGCUCUUUCCUUUGGCUUGCGGCCUCUGGAGUUUUUCUCUUUUCUUCCCAUGCUGCUUAGCAGCUGUUCAGAGAUUUGGCUGCGUAUGUAAAUGAUACCCAGCUCAAUCACUGCCUUCUGAACAUGGGGAGGUAAUGGAGCCCUUAAAUGCUGUCUGUCAGCCGCAAAGGACUGGAUGGGACAGAACAAAUUGAAACUUAAUCCAGACAAGCUGGAAAUGCUGUUGGUGGAUGGAUGAUCUGACUCAGAGUUAGGUGUGCAGCCUGUGAGGAAGUUUGGUCUCUUGUCCUCCAUUAUACUUUGGACAAGAAGACAGGUCCUUUCUUAAAUACACAAGUGCCAGGGCCGUCUUACCCAUAGAGGCUAGUGGUGCAGGGCGCCAGGGCACCAAGUUCUGGGGGGUGCCAGUGGAAGAGGCGGAGGGUGGACGCAGUCCCUCCCUGCAUCAGCUCGCCGCCCUCGCCCACCUCCACCAUGCAGCGUCGCGCCCGGAGCCUCCAUCUGCUGUGGCCACCAUGGCACAAAGCGGCCAGCUAGGCCGCGAGCCGCCGCGUCCAGCCUCCGCCUCUUCCCCACCGGAGGAGCUGCCCUCCAGCCGCUGCCCGCCUCCUCCAGCCCCGCAAAGCUGGGCACAUCGCUGGCAGUGCCGUCCUCCCUAAAAAAAGUUGGCAACUCUGGGAAACCGGGAGGGGGGCACAGGAGGGCUCUUUGCACCACAGCACUGGAUAUGCUGAAGAUGGCCCUGACAAGUGCCUAAUUAAAUUCUAUCUAGCAAGGAGAUAGAGAAACCUGGCAGUGAAUUACACCCUCGGCAGCCAUCUUUUCCUGCUCCCAGGAGGUGUCUGCCAUCUCCUCACCACCAGCCUAUAAAAAAAGGUGUCAAGCUGACCAUCUUGACCUGAGAGAUGAUUGGCAGGACAUGGCCACGUGUCAAUCAAGACCCACCUGGCUCAGGGGCUCUUUAGAAGGUUACUCUUUCAAGGCAGUUCUUGUCCCUCUUGCUCCCGUCUAACCUGCAACUGAUUUCUGAAGCUGCCAGGACCAGAGGUGACCGUGUGUUUAGCAAUGUUAGUUUGGAUCAAGUGAUGUGUUAGUUAGACCUAUAAUGUUUUAUUUCAAGUUUGAGCCACACCCUUGCUAUUUCUUUCUCCUCUUUCUAUUUACACAUCCUCCUUUUGAAUAAAUUGCUUAAAUUGGCUUUCUGGGCUGUACUGGCCUCAGGGGCUGGCCAUGUGGUUUAGGCUGCCGGGUCUACGCUGCUGGGAGAGCGGAGUGUAGAUGGGCUGAAGUUGCCAAACCAGAAGUUUGGAUUCUGCUGCUUGUUCCCCUACUCUUGAGGAGAUCAGGUGGCAGCGGCGGCAGCAGCAGAGGGAGGACAAACCCUCGGUGCUAGUGGGUUAACCUACAGGGUUAGCUGACCUGCCUUUUUAGGAUGUCAUUUCACUGCUCCUAAAAUAUCAGGAUCACAGCUUUGGGAGUACUCCUUGAUGCGGCUGCAUGUGCAGCUGGCAUCAGUGGUGAGAGGUACGCUUUUCUUUCGAAGCUUUGGGUGGUAUGCUAGCUACAACAAACCUUCCUGCCUAAGCCACAACCACGCCACUUUGGUUCAUGCCAUUCACACACACACACACACACACACACACACACACACAGGAUCUGCCCUUGAAAACUGUUCAGAAACUUCCCAGGUUUGAUUCAGUGUGUUGGUUUUAACCUUUAAAACCUUAAAUUUCCCCAAGGGCUGCCUCUUUUGAUAUGUUCCUCCCCACACGCACCUUUCAAAAAUCUAAGGCCUUGCUCCAGAUUGCUUGGAUAAAUGAGGUUCAGCAUACACCUGCUGCCUUUUUGACAGUGGCCUACUUUGUGGAACGCCCUCUCCUGGGAAACUGAUCUGUCCCAAGCAUGUCAUUCUUUUAGGGAUCUGGCCCAAAUGUGAUUGUUCCAGGAGGAUUUUAGUCGAUUGAUCUCUUAGCUAUGCUAUUUUAGUGCUGUACCUCCAUGCUUGCUAUUUUGUGAUACAGGAUUAUUUUUUUUAAUGGGCAUGUUUUUAUGUGGUAAAAGUAAAGGGACCCCUGACCAUUAGAUCCAGUUGUGGCCGACUCUGGGGUUGCGGCGCUCAUCUCGCUUUAUUGGCCAAGGGAGCCGGCAUACAGCUUCCGGGUCAUGUGGCCAGCAUGACUAAGCCGCUUCUGGUGAACCAGAGCAGCGCACGGAAAUGCCGUUUACCUUCCCGCCGGAGCGGUACCUAUUUAUCUACUUGCACUUUUUGGAGUGCUUUCGAACAGCUAGGUUGGCAGGAGCAGGGACCGAGCAACGGGAGCUCACCCCAUGGCGGGGAUUCGAACCACCGACCUUCUGAUCAGCAAGUCCUAGGCUCUGUGGUUUAACCCGCGUACAUGACCCUUUAUACUCUAAACCGCAUUAAGUUAGCUUAUGAAAAAAAUGGUGAUGCAUAUGGUUUUAAGACAAAUGCAGAGAUUGGAUACCUCUUUGGAAUAAGAAACACAUAGAUCAAGACUUAAAAUUUAAGAUGUGAAAUGAGGCAGAGUUUCAGUAAUGUUAAAAUACUGGUGUUCAUGCGCUUUUAUAGUAAGGAACCUUAAAUAAGGGAUCCGCCCCAGCAUGGUUAUUGUAGUUUUUCUUCUUCCAAUUUGAUGGCAGUGGCGUCCCGUUAUAGACACGGACUUAUCCCAGCGGGAUGUAAUACCACUAGCUGAGCUAAGUACUCUGUGGAACAGAAGGUGCAAAAGAAGGAGAGAUUGUUUCACCAGUGCAGUAUUGUCAGUGUGCAAGCUAAUAAGAAAAGCUGGCUAAUUAUACCCCGUCCUAAUUGUGCCAAUUCUUUGUGUCGUUCAGGCUUCCCCAGAGACUCCAUUUCCUGCAACGGUGACAGAGAAAUUCCUACAAGAGGAGGAGAAGCGAGCGAGAGAUUUUGAGCAGGUUUUAAACUCUCACAUUGAAGAGCUGCAAAGGCAGUCGGAGAACACCAUAAAGAAGUACACCGCUUUCAAGCAAAGCAGGCACAGAUGAGCCUGGAAAACAAGAAAAAUGAAGUGACAAUCCCAGAAUAAAUAAUCAGCUGCUGCUUUAUAAAAGGGGAAAGGGGGAAAAGAAUUGCCUUUAUGCAAAGAAGUGUUUGUAAUGUGAGAUUUUGUAUAUACUUCGACUGUGGAUUUCAUUUCAACAUGAAUUUGGAAUAUUGUGUAUUGCAGAGUGUAUGAGAUCUAAAAAAAAAGAAACCUGGAAAUUAAAUAUGAAAACUUUUUAACCUUUAAA
Molecule: messenger RNA, 60462 nt
Organism: Podarcis lilfordi (Lilford's wall lizard)
Lineage: Eukaryota; Metazoa; Chordata; Lepidosauria; Squamata; Lacertidae
Source: the annotation of a GenBank genome assembly